Molecule: messenger RNA, 52096 nt
Organism: Podarcis lilfordi (Lilford's wall lizard)
Lineage: Eukaryota; Metazoa; Chordata; Lepidosauria; Squamata; Lacertidae
Source: the annotation of a GenBank genome assembly
AUGGCGGCCGAAGCGCGCGGGCGUCCGGGCAGCCCCCCGGGCGGGGUGGUGGCGGCGGCGCCGGGCGGCCCGCUGCCCAUGAACCUGUUCGCGGCCUGGGAGGUGGACGGCUCCGGCCCCAGCUGCGUCCCCAGGUGAGUCCCGCCUCGGGGCCGGCGCGGGGGUCGUGUGAACGCGGCGCCUUACGGGGAUACCCUGCGGGAAAAGCCUGGGAUUGGCAGCCUGGGGGUUGGAAGCAGUGGCGUAGCGUGGGGGGUGCAGGGGGCCCCGGCCGCACCAUCUGGGGGGGGGACGCGCUCGCACUCGCAGCUCUCUGCCCUUGCUAAAGUGAGUCUUAUAGAGCAAAAAAUACGGUAUAUAGCAAAAAAAGGGAGCGUGUCAUCCACGGGUUAGGGGGCGCAAAUUACUUGUCUUGCCCCGGGUGCUGGCAACCCACGCUACGCCACUGGUUGGAAGCCUUCCCCUCUCCCUGCCCACCCCAGCCGGAUGCCCAGCUUGCUUCCUCGCUCUUUGCAUUGCAAGGCAAACUGCUGCUGACAUCGGCAGAGGCCUCCUUCGGAAAGCAAAGAGCCCUUUUUGUCCGGCUGCAGAAGGGAGAACGAGGGAUGCUCCGGCUUCCCCCGCUGCUGCCAUUUACCGUAUUUUCCGCUCGAUAAGAUGCACCAGACCACAAGACGCACCUAGUUUUUGGAGGAGGGAAACAAGAAACAAAAUCUUCUGAAUCUCAGAAGCCAGAACAGCAAGAGGGAUCGCUGCGCAGUGAAAGCAGCAAUCCCUCUUGCUGUUCUGGCUUCUGGGAUAGCUGCGCAGCCUGCAUUCGCUCCAUAAGGCGCACACACAUUUCCACUUACUUUUUAGGUGCGGAAAAGUGAGUCUUAUAGAGCAAAAAAUACGGUAUUUAGCAAAAAAAGGGAGCAUGUCAGCAGCUGCGUUCACGGCAGUUCAGGUGACAUGUAGUCUGGCCCGCAGACCAAGAGAGAGGGCGGUGAUCAGACGCUCUCUCAUGCUUCUUCCUUUCUGGCUGCUCUCUGGUCUGUGCAUGGGGAAGAUCUCCCCGGUGCUGCAGUAGGAAACUACCCUUGAUUGCUCAUAAACUGGUAUGAAAUUCAACUGUCCCCCUGGAGGUCCCUGAAGCAGCUCAUUUCAAACUUAUCUGCUCCUCCUCGGGAAAAUGCACCUGCCCCCCCCCAUUUUUUAAAUUGGUUUUCACAACAUUAUAAACAAACAAACACGUAAGACAAACAAACAUAAAUCAUAACCUUAUUGAAAAUUACACUUAUUAACCUUGUUAAGUGACUUCCUCGCUUCCCCUUGGUUGAAUUUCGUUGCAUAUCCUUUUAGCGGUUUUCCAAAUCACAGUUCUUGUAAAAUUUAACUUAAACAUUAAGAGCCUUAGAUCUUCACAUUAUGAAAUUAAACAUAUUAAUUUGACACUUAACAUAAAUAAUGGGAAAAUGCACCUUUUGAGGAGAUGCACCAUCAGGGACAACCCGCUCUAUGGCUACCUCCAGUUGUGGGCAUCGCCGUGGGUGACCAUGGCGAGUGCUGCUUCUCUGCCUCUCGCUUCUGGAAGGACUGGCCUCCUGUCAUGGUCCUUAUUGCUCCUCUCCUUUCUCCAGAUGGUGAGUGAGGUGAGGUUCGUGUGACUAAGCCAUCAUUGUCAGCUAGCCAAAAAUAGUGGCCAUUCAUAAUGGAGGUGACCCAAGUGACACAGUGCACUUGGACAUUAAAAAAAACCACAACCUUCUGAAAAAAAUACCUUGCUGAGUCAAUAAGCUUAGCAGGCAUGGAACAAGAAGGGAUCAGUACCUCUUGUGGAUCAGGACCUGGUUAAGGAAGCAGGGAUAAAUGGAUAAUAUAAAGUGGAGUCCCACAGGGAUCAAUAGAGCAACCUGUGCUUUUUAGCUCUUUUCAUAAACAAUCUAGAGUUAGGGGUGGUCAGUGCAGUAACCCUGUUUGCUGAUGAUAUUAAAUCAUGAAAUUGAUUUUUAGUUUUGGCCCAGUUCCCCAAUCCCUAAGUUAUUUCCCCCCAAUAUCACAGGUUUUGUUUCGUUUUUAAUUUGCAGGUUGUGCAGCUUGACUUUGAAGAAACUGAUUGUAUUGAAAGAAUUGGAUAAAGAUCUCAUUUCUGUGGUAAUUGCAGUCAAAAUGCAGGUAAUGCAAACCUCGCUAGGUAUAAUAAGCUAAUGAGCUGCUGAUAUACUAUUUAUUGGGAGUUGUGUGAUUUAUUAGUGAGAAAAAACGGUUUCAUUAAUAUACCAUGCUACAAAUUGGGUACUGAGAAAUCUAUUGAUACAGAAUUGAUGCUAAUUUAUAUCAUUGCCUUUUGGGAAUUGUACAUCUUAAUUCUUGAAAAAAGUUGUUCACAUAAUUUUAACUAGGUGUUCAUGAAAGGAACACUCAGGGACGUAUUUACCCGGGAGUUCAAGAGGUACAGGGCACCUGCUGCCUAAGCUCUUAACUGUCUACCUGUUAUGAAAUAAUAAAUAAUUUUGAUCAAGCUAGAAAAACAAAAUACAUAUAUACCUAGGUAUUACCGAAAUGUAUACCUACUGUUUCACUAAAGGACUUUUGACUUUGUGUGCUCACUUACCAAAGAUGCGCUGCGCCAGCGGUAGUGUUUGUCAUUCACAACGGUAGCGCUUCUCAGACUCAACGACGGCGCUUUUCAUUCUCAACGGCGCCGUGCACGCAAAAUUAACUAAAUUUGGGGGCGCUGGGCGGAUCUUUGCACCCCGCCAGCGCAUAUGCUAAAGACGGCCCUGGUGGCGCUGUGGUCUAAACCACUGAGCCUCUUGGGCAGGCAUAGGCAAACUCGGCCCUCCAGAUGUUUUGGGACUACAACUCCCAUGAUCCCUAGUUAACAGGACCAGUGGUCAGGGAUGAUGGGAAUUGCAGUCCCAAAAGCAUCUAGAGGGCUGAGUUUGCCUAUGCCUGCUCUUGGGAUUGCGGAUCGGAAGGUCAGCGGUUCGAAUUCGCGUGACGGGGUCAGCUCCCGUUGCUCUGUCCCAGCUCCUGCCAACCUAGCAGUUCGAAAGCAUGCCAGUGCAAGUAGCCAAGUUACAGGGAACCAGGUAGAGGGCCUUCUCGGUAGUGGAACACCCUCCCACCAGAUGUCAAAGAGAACAACAACUAUCAGACUUUUAGAAGACAUCUGAAGGCAACUCUCUUUAGGGAAGCUUUUAAUGUUUGAUGCAUUACUGUAUUUUAAUAUUUUGUUGGAAGCCGCCCAGAGUGGCUGGGGAAGCCCAGCCAGAUGGGUGGGGUAUUAAUAAUAAUAAUAAUAAUAAUAAUAAUAAUAAUAAUAGAUAAAUAGGUACCACUGUUGUGGGAAGGUAAAUGGUGUUUCCGUGUGCUCUGGCCCUCGAUAGCCCAGUAAUUGCAUUAACUUGGACAUUAGUCUGUGGGAAGAGCGGGGGGCGGGGGGGUCAGUGCCUCUGCAGCUGUUGUGGGUCUCCUUCAGAAGCCCAAGCCAGUAUGGCGAAUAGUCACGGACAGUGGAAGAGGUCAUCAAACAACAGCUGGAAGCCGCCGCUGCCCUUCUCUGGUCUGUAGUGACACUUUCCACAAAUCUGUAAUUAUUGACUAACAAUAGCUGAUCUGUUUUCCUUUUUCUGUGCAGGGUUCAAAACGAAUAUUGCGGUCUCAUGAAAUUAUGCUGCAUUCUAGUGGGCACGUAGAAACAGAACUUGCUCUGAGCUUUUCCCUGCAGGUAAUGUAGGAAUCCUUAAUAUUUCCCUCCUGCCCCUUACUGUAAGCAACUUAAUUUAGGACAUAUUUUUAAAAACCGAAAUGAAAAAAUGACUCGUUGCUUCAUCUGAUUUCCCACAGCAUUGUAGAGGUGGAAGAGUCUAGAAGCUUGCCUUGGGAUACGUAGAGUGUUGUGGAACAAACAAAUGAAACACUGGCUAAAAUCCAGACAAAUAUUCGAAUAGGCAACCCUUCCAAACAGCCUACCAGUUUAAUAAUAAUAAUAAUAAUAAUAAUGGCCUUGUUGGGGCACCAAAUCUGAGAGCAGUUCUGACUGCAUCAUGUUAGGGGUCCCAUGCUUAGAGGAUGCACUAGUUAAGAAGCUAGAUAAGGAAGGGUGGGAUAUAAAUGUAAUUAAUAAAUUAGUGAACUAAUUUAUCAUCCAGUCUGACAAGGAUACAAAGUACUCUGUCUACUCUUUAGGAAAGUGGGAUCCACUUUUUUUAUAGGUGAGAACCAGCUUUCAUUUAUGGCUGCUAAUUCAUCUCCCAACCUCUUCCACCAAAUUUCUGUGCAGUAUUAUUUACCAACACUUUUAACUAUAUCCCAGUAGCUGUGGUUCGAUAUGGUACAAAACUAGCCACUAAAAGUAACAAUAUGUUGAUUUUUCAAGAGAUUCUGUAUUUUAGGCUUGUUCCUUGCCCAAUUCUUCUUUCUGUGAAGGGUCUAAUAAUAUUAAAGUCUAGUGUCAUUCAUCUCAGGGUUCUUAGAGGCCACUUGACAGCCUUUCCAGGUGCUUCCUUGAGAAGGUGAAGUUAAUAUCCUCCUGUUUAUGCAGCCUAGGACCCUCGUACUUAUGGGACCGCCUCUCCUGGUAUGUCCCACAGAGGACCCUAGGGUCCAUGAAUAAUAAUAGCUUGAAGGUCCCCUGAAUUUUAGAAUUUUAUUGAUAUUGAUGCUGCAUUUUAUGUUGUAUUUUAUGCUGUUUUAUGUUGUUUUUAAGUCACAUUUUAAUCAAUGUUUUAUGUUGUUUUUAAGUCACAUUUUAAUCAGUGUUUUAUAUUUGCCGUUAGCCGCCCUGAGCCUGGAUUUUAAACCGGGAAGGGCGGGAUAUAAAUACAUUUAUUAUUAUUAUUAUUAUUAUUAUUAUUAUUAUUAUUAUUAUUAAACCUUUACAUGUUUUAUUUGCAGUAUCCUCAUUUCUUGAAAAGAGAAGGCAACAAACUUCAGAUCAUGCUGCAGAGGAGGAAACGGUAUAAAAACAGAACAAUUCUGGGCUACAAAACUUUGGCAAUGGGAUCUGUGAACAUGGUGGAGGUAUGUGCCCCUCUGUAUAGCUCACUAACAUAAAGGGUGUUAACAUACUUUUUCUCUGGUCUUCUGUAAGGCUACAUUGCAAAAGCAUUGCUAAGGUUCAUUCAGAUGUUGUGUUUAUCUCUGACCGAUAGCGGACUUGUAGGGACUUGGGGACUUGGGCUGUAAAAGCCAACCCCAGUUUUCUGACAACAAACAUAAAGUGGGUAAGAAAUAGGGUGUCAACUUGUAAGCACGCUCUCUCUCAGACAUUGUGUUUUGUAGGUCUUGCAGCACCCAAAAGAAGGAGGCCAAGUUUUGAAUCUUUUCAGCAGCAUCAAGGAAACUGCAGUCAAAGUAGCAGAGAUCUGGAUCUUCUCACUGUCCAGCCAACCAAUAGACCAAGAAGACAGUGCUAUACACAUGAGCCAGAAAAUCAAGUCUGCAGGUAUCUCCAGAACUGUAAAAAGUGUACUUUCUGCACCUUGUGCCAAUUGAUGAUGAAAUGUUGUGGAGACAACUUUUGGGGUGCAAUGGGUAUUUGGGAAUCUGCUCUUGAAUAUCAUCCUUUUUCCAUUUAAAGAAACGCUUACAUUAUAAAGUAUUGCAGCAGUGUACAGGAAGCCAAAAAUGUGUACAAAAUAUAUGCCAGAGAAAAUGCAGUUAAUAUAAAAUUGCAACACUAGAAGAUUAUCGGCUGGAAGAGAAUAGAGAAAGUCACUUGCUCGUCCCUUAUGCUCAGAUUUUACCUGUGGGAUUCAGGUACCGUUCUGUCCCUGCUGCCCUUUCUUCUUCUUCUCCCACCCAAGAAAAAUUCAGUUGUGAAGUCAGCAUUUCACCAGAUGCUCAGGAUGCUGUUGCUGAAUGAUGCACACAGAGUCACAGAAACAGACUCUCUCUCUCUUACACACAUGUAAUUCCAUUUGUUAGAUAUGUUUCCACCUUGUGCCAUCAUCAGCAACAUAUAGCUGACAAAUGAUGGCUUACCUUCUCCAGAGUAGAAACAGAUUCAAGUUUGCGUAAAUGAGGCACCGUGUUCUUAAAACUAUUAUAUUUCCAUUACUCUAAAAACAAAUUUUGCUAGAUGUGCCCUCUGUAAAUUCCUUACCUUACCAUUUAUUUGUUUAUUUAAAGAGUUAUGAAAAAGCUUACAUUCCCCAGACUCUCUACGUUUCAACGAAAAGGUUUAUCUAAUUGUAAUUCCGAGUGACAAGGUAAAAGUCUUUGAACAGAAUUUCAAUUAAAUAAACUUAUGUAGUUGCACUCAUCCCUGAAAGUGCCCAUUGAAAUUUUGUUGUUGUUUAGUUGUGUCCGACUCUUCAUGACCCCAUGGAUCAGAGCAUGCCAGGCUCUCCUGUCUUCCACUGCCUCCCGCAGUUUGGUCAGACUCAUUUUAGUAGCUUCGAGAACACUGUCCAAUCUGUGUUGUCUCCUUCUCCUUGUGCCCUCCAUCUUUCCCAACAUCAGGGUCUUUUCCAGGGAGUCUUCUCUUCUCAUGAAGUGGCCAAAGUAUUGGAGCCUCAGCUUCAGGAUCUGUCCUUCCAGUGAGCACUCAGGGCUGAUUUCCUUCAGAAUGGAUACGUUUGAUCUUCUUGCAGUCCAUGGGACUCUCAAGAGUCUCCUCCAGCACCAUAAUUCAAAAGCAUCAAUUCUUCGGGGAUCAGCCUUCUUUAUGGUCCAGCUCUCACUUCCAUACAUCACUACUGGGAAAAUCAUAGCUUUUACUAUACGGCAAGGUGAUGUCUCUGCUUUUUAAGAUGCUGUCUAGCUUUGUCAUUGCUUUUCUCCCAAGAAGCAGGUGUUUUUUAAUUUCGUGACUGCUGUCACCAUCUGCAGUGAUCAUGGAGCCCAAGAAAGUAAAAUCUCUCACUGCCUCCAUUUCUUCCCCUUCUAUUUGCCUGGAGGUGGUGGGACCAGUGGCCAUGAUCUUAGUUUUUUUGAUGUUGAGCUUCAGACCAUAUUUUGCGCUCUCCUCUUUCACCCUCAUUAAAAGGUUCUUUCAUUCCUCCUCACUUUCUGCCAUCAAGGUUGUGUCACCUGCAUAUCUGAGGUGGUUGAUAUUUCUUCCGGCAAUCUUCAUUCUGGCUUGGGAUUCAUCCAGCCCAGCCUUUCGCAUGAUGAAUUCUGCAUAUAAGUUAAAUAAGCAGGGAGACAAUAUACAGCCUUGCCGUACUCCUUUCCCAAUUUUGAACCAGUCAGUUGUUCCAUAUCCAGUUCUAACUGUAGCUUCUUGUCCCACACAGAGAUUUCUUAGGAGACAGAUGAGGUGAUCAGGCACUCCCAUUUCUUUAAUAACUGCAAAAGAAAUAAAAUGCUUGGCCAUUAUUUAGGAGCUCAGACACCUUUAAUGCUGCUCCCCUGUUUCUUUAACAUUUGCUCACCUUCAUUGGGCUACCCCAAAUGCCCUCAGUUAUUUUUCAGGAUUGUCCUGUCAGCUCCUGCCUAACAGCUCCAAAAAAUGUCUCCUCUUUCUCCUUUACUGAUGCUUUCAGGUGUGCUUAAAAUAGCGGUAGUUGGAAAUGAUACCUUCAGCAGCCAAAGAAAAAAGGUAUCACAGCAAGAGAUUGCCUGCUAUUUUCCCUGUUCCUCAGUUACCAUAAGUCGGUCAGGAAGUGAGCCAGAAUGUCGUGUACACAUUAUGUCUUCAAAGCACACAGGAAGCACGCUUCACCCGAAGCACAUUUGAAGCGCAUGUUUUUCAGUAAGGAAUUCUGGGCACUGCUGUUUGUUACGGGUUGCUUGGAAGGGUGACUCUGUGCAAGGUAAACGACAGUGCCCAGAAUUCUUUACUGGGAAACAUGCGCUUCAAAUGCGCUUCAAAUGCGUCUAGUGUGUAUGGAUUGUUAGGAUAACUGCUGAAGUCACCAAAACACUAGAGCGGCAGCUAAAACUCACCCAGAAGUCCCCACCCAGCUCCUAUUGCUCUGAAUUGGUGAGUAAGACUUACGAUUUGGGGGAAUCAAAAUGAAGAAGUAACAGUAAGGAAAAGGGUGGAUUUUAAAUAAAAUAAUAUAAAGUAAAAAAACCCACCCCAACUUGAAUUAUAUUGGUAAUGGGCUGACAAAUGAAGGAAGGAGGAAUAGGGAUUUAUUUGUAGAGGGGUUAUUUGAAGAAUGAAUAAAAUGGCGAGGAUGAGCAAUGAAGGCAGGGUAUUAGUAGCCAGGGUUUUGUUUGGUUUUUAUUUUUUUUUAAAGCAAUAAGAAGUGAAAUAUGUGCAGUUAGCAAAAUGAAUGCAAAUAGGAUUGUAUUCUGUGAAUUGUGCGAUGCAGCACACUGGGUUCUUUGUCAACUAUAUGUAUGCCAAGGACAAAAAAGUUUAAAAAAUAUAGAAAAGAUACAAAAAGAAAAUGUCUGAUCUUCCAUCUGCUGGUUACAUAAAAAAAGAAAAAUAUAUUUAGAGCAUACAGUCCAUGCUAAUAUCCAUCUUCUCCACUUUCUGUUAAACAAUGUUUCUUUUAAGUCAAGAUGUCUCAGAAUCUUUCAUUUCCUUUCCCCACAAAAAGUCCAAGAUAGCUUCCACAAUUGCUAUUGUUAUUGCUUAAUGUCAACCAUAUUUUUUCUUUGGACUUCCUCUUUUGUAUUUGCAAUUGUAUGCCAAUCUCCUUCUCUAGGACCUUCCAUUUUCAAGAGAGGGUACCAUAACUUUAGUAGCAUCAUUCUCUGGAUUCAGUCCAAAUUGUACGCAGACUGCUUUCACUUCUAGAACUGAGCAAAGGCCAGGAUCAAAGUUUCCCCCAAAGCUUUCCCCCCUCUCAACUCUUGCGGUUCCUGACUUUGCCGUCUUCAGAUCAGCAACUGUGAAAUUGCCAUAACGGCCCUUGCAGUUUUCUUCCUGGUUUGCCUUUAAACCAAUGUGCAGUUGUUGUUUUCAGUAAGAGCAUAAUCCAAUUGCUUCUGUAUUCUUCUUCUUUCAGACAACUAUUCCGAAGAGGAAUAUGAAAGCUUCUCUUCAGAACAAGAAGCCAGUGAUGAUGCAGUUCAGGGACAGGUAUUGUCUAAGCAAAUAAGCCCUUUGUAAUUAUCUUAAAAGUCAUAAAUGCAAGGGAGUGGACUGAUUAUUUCAUUCAUUUAUUUUAUUCAAAACAUUUAGCCACUUGAUAGCCUAUUAGAGCAACUUCAAAGAGAAACUGAAGGACUUAAUAGUUUCCCACCCCACAAGAUGUUGGAUCCAAAUGGUUUUCUUAUGACUUGGGGAAACUUUUCUUGUCCCUCGUUGCUGGCAAUCCUGUGAAAUCCCUAGUCCACUCCUUCAGUUGGUCGUUCAUGCUCCUCGAUGGUUGAUUCUGAGGAAGUUGAUCCUCUGAACCACCCUCAAAGAAGCAACCUGGAACAGGGUCUCCAAUGAAGAUCUGAAGGUCUUGCUAGGUUCCUCCGGUCAAUAUCCAGAAGAUAGCGAGGUGCUGAGCUUUAAAGGGGUUUAUGUCAAAACCAGCACUUUGAAUUGGGCUCAUAGCUGCCGCUGGUGUGGUAACAGAAUUAGUGUUGUAGGAUCUGUUUGCCUUAAAUCUGUUAACAGUUGGGACAGCUUAGUGUAUGUUUGCAUACAUUUUAAUUAAUUAAAAAAACGCUUGCAAGGCAUUCCAUCUGCCUUGCUGUUGUAACACCCCAUUCCCCUCAUUUGACCUUUGUUGAUGAUGAUAACAAACGUUUCUUUUUAUUCAGGAUUUGGAUGAUGAUGAGUAUGAGUUGGGGAAGCCAAAGAAGCAGUGGAGAUCGAUAGUAAGAACAGCAUCCAUAACCAGGGUUGGUGGAAAUUAAUUUUACUAACAUUGAUGUGGAUUGGGACCAAGUGUCUGCCCAGAAUGAAAGAGUGGACUAGAUAUGGCAUGAGGUUUGGACGAAUACAAAGCCACAGUAGUUGUAUUCAUAUUUUUGUUUUGUCGUGCUUUGUUGUGAACCGCUUUGAGUGUAAUGCAUACAGAACAGAAUUAUAACAAGUAAUAAGCAGCUAAAAGUGACUCGGGUGGUUACAUGCAUGGCAGGGGAGUAAUGUAAGCAGAGGAAACCUUUGUUUUGGUGGACUGAAGUUGCCUUUUUGUUCUGACCUUCUUCCAAGGAGCCCAAGAGGGCAUAUAAAAAUUGCCCCUCUCAUUUCAUCUGCCAUUGCCUUGAAGGGGGGCUAGGUCGGAGCGAUUGACCCAAGGUCAUUUGGGGUGCUUCAUAGCCAAGUCUGAUAAUUUGAGGCACAUGUCGUGUCCUGCUUUAAUAAUAAUAAUAGUAAUAAUAAUAAUAAUAAAUUUAUUGUUUAUACCCUGCCCAUCUGGCUAGGUUCCCCCAGCCACUCUGGGCGGCUUCCAACAAAAUAUUAAAAUACAAUAGUCUAUAAAACAUUAAAAGCUUCCCUAAACAGGGCUGUCUUCAGAUGUCUUCUAAAAGUCUGGUAGUUGUUGUUCUCUUUGACAUCUGGUGGGAGGGCGUUCCACAGGGCGGGCGCCACUACCGAGAAAGCCCUCUGCCUGGUUCCCUGUAACUUGGGUUCUCGCAGUGAGGGAACUGCCAGAAGGCCCUUGGCACUGGGGUAGCAUAGCUACCCCUCUGGAAAUUUUUAUUAAACACGAGUCUGAUUCAGUCAUAUCUUCCUCCUUCUAAAGAGUAUGGAGAUAGCAAGGUGCCCUUUGCACCUUUUCUGUCUAUAGGACACAUUCAGGGGAGCAUUCAGUGUUCCAAACAAACGUUUUUGAGCUUAGGCCAGUGGGCUUGAUGAGACUUUGCUCACACUCUGACACAUCUGGAUACAGUGGUACCUCAGAUUACAUACGCUUCAGGUUACAUACGCUUCAGGUUACAGACUCCGCUAACCCAGAAAUAGUGCUUCAGGUUAAGAACUUUGCAUCAGAAUGAGAACAGAAAUUGUGUUCUGGCGGCGUGGCGGCAGCAGGAGGCCCCAUUAGCUAAAGUGGUGCUUCAGGUUAAGAACAGUUUCAGGUUAAGAACAGACCUCUGGAACGAAUUAAGUACUUAUCCCGAGGUACCACUGUACAUGCACCAGGGAGACAACAGGCUUGUGGCCUGUAUUUGAAGCACAGACCUCCAGCCUGGAAAAACAAAACAAAAAUAUGACUGUUCUCACAGGCUAGAGUUUCUUCUGCAACCACUCUACUUCUGGCACCUUAAGACUGGGUCUUGGACCUGGGGGAAAGAGAAAUCCCCCAUGAUGUAUUUGAUUAAUAUCUGUUCCUACAGCCAGUUGCUUAGGGCAGGGCCAGAUUUAGGUUUGAUGAGGCCCUCAGCUACUGAAGGUAAUGGGGCCCUUUAUAUGUCCAGCUGUCCUUUGUCAACAACAAAUUGUCACUGUUUUUUUGUGUUGAAUAUAUGCUAAUUUAUGGACCUAAUAGGUAUCUAAAGCCAUUCACACAUACCAAAAGGAGCCUAAGCCAACACAAAAUACUGUUGCUGUAUGUAGGUUUUAUUUUAUUUGUUUUUUAUCUUAUAUUUUGAAAAUGUACAUCCAGUUUUUUUCCUUUAAUUUUUUUUGGGGUCCCCAAGAGAAUGGGACCCUAAGCUAUAGCUUGUUUAGCUUAUACGUAAAACUGGCACUGGCUUAGGGAGCUGUUGUGUUGCAUUUGCUGUAUGGGUUCAAGUUAGGAUCGCCUUCUUUUAUGCCUUUGACACAAAUGGUAUUUUCACAAGCAUAUAAAAGCCAUUCCCCUGUUUCACUUGGCGGGGUUUGAAGUCCUGCCUCUUGCUUCCCAACUACAUUCUAUCUAUACCAAGAGCCACAAGUGUUUCUGUACUCUGUAUAUGCCUGUGGCUGCCCUUCUUGCAUGGCCCUUCCCCCAGGAGGCUUGACAAGAGUAUUUCUCACCCAGGUACGUCUUAAAUCUUUGUCCCUGGUGGGAUUUGUGUUCUUUAUACAAGGCCCCUGGCAAGGGAGCUGUGUGGCUGAUCCAUUGUGUUGAAUCCUCUUUCUCCUCCCAUACACAUUGCUAGCAGGCUAGCAUUUAUAUUUUUGUGCACUCCAAUUGUUUUGGAAUUUAUUUAUUAAUUAUUUGGGGUAAACACUCAGACAUGUAGAGGAAUAACUUAGUGCCAUGUCCCCAUGCAAAAAUACAACCUAUAUUCUUCAGACAUCAUCUAUGUGCCAUGGAUUGCAGAUUUUGUUGCAGAGUCAGUUUGUGGAAAACUGUGUUCUGAUUAAAAAAGUCUCCGUUUUCUGUAAUUACUUGUUUUUAAUCUUGUGUUAAGAGUAAAAGAAAAAAUAUGUUAAAGAUUUGUGUUAAUGGAGCGGGCUUUGGAUGAAAUGCAGAGCUAACUGUUCCUAACAAACUAAUACAACAUUAGACCUCUGUUAGACAUUUCUAGUGGCAAAGAGUUCUAGGGUUGAAUAUACGUGAUUGGAGAUCAGGAGUGAGAAGAGCUCAUUGGCUUCUCGGCAAAAAAGUGAAAAAAAAAGUUACUUAUCAGGAAUUAUUUAAUCCUACUCCACUAAAACUGCAAAGUGAAUGGUGGGAUCCAAGCACAAACAAAUAGCAAAACAAGGGAGAUUGUGCUAGACCUCUGUGGGCUUGUCCUCAGGCCUCCAGGGCAAUGAGUGGCCAGCUAUGUCAUUGCACUAGAGGAAUAUGAGACAUCUCUGCCAACACAGAGACAUCAGUUUGCACGCUCUUUCCAGUAUGGAUCUGGAACUGGCUGUCCUAGCUGAACCGGAAAUUCUGGCCCAAUUCCUAGUUGGGAUGGAAUUUAAACAGUCCCUCAGAUGAAUGAGCAACAGCCGUGGCCUGCCUUUUGUAAGCUAUUUGCACUUAUUGACUGAGAAUAAAUGGUGCAUGGUUUGUCGUGGCGCUGUGCUUCGACACACAGAGAUGGUGUGCUUUAGUGUUGUAUUGAUUGCAGUCAUUUACCUUUACAGCAGCAAAACUUCAAGCAAAAAGUAGUGGCCCUGUUGAGACGAUUUAAAGUAUCUGACGAGGUAAGCUGUCUGUGGUUGCUGUCUCCAGCAACUUCCUUAAAUUCUGCAUGGGUUUUGCAUUAUCCAUCAGGCUAAGGGCACUUUCGUCAGAAACGCAGAACCUCUUUCCACAGCAGGGGCUGGAAACUUUUAUCAUCUCAAGGGCUGAAUUUCUUCUUGGGCGACCUCCUGGGGACCGUGAUGGGCAGGGAUGGAGGCAAAAGCAAAUGCCGCAACAGAUGUGACUCUUGUUUUUGCACAAUAGGCUGCAUUCAGCUGGGCAUUUCUGCGCACACCCCCAUGCAUUCAUCCUUCAUUCCAGCCAAGGAAUGGAACUUGAGGAAGCUGUGCCGUGUGACCUGGGCAAAGUUCCAAGUGCCAGAUAAAGAGGCUUUAGUCUCUGGGGCUGAGGUUCUGCACUCCCGAGGUUUUACACCAAGGCUUAAAAUGGCGGCAAUGUACCCCCUAGUUUACCUGUCUGAUUUUAAUGAUCUGACAAAUAUUGUCUUUUGCGUGUGAAGCUUUGUUAGCCUUCUACAUGAGCGUUAAUGUCAUUGCCGAAACUGAAUGGUCUGAGUAACCUUCUGUACUUGGGUCUCUUCUAAACUGAAAUAGGAUAACAGGGGAAACUUAAGAGCACAAAAACAUUAUUUUUGUAUAAUGUGAGUGAUCAGUGUUUUUGAAACAUUCAGCCACUUACAAAUUAUUUUUAAUAAAUAAAAUAUAAUGGCCGAGGUGCCAUUUACCAACUUACUGUUUCAUGUGAAAGCACCUUAAUUAUUUUAUGAACUUUAGCGGUCUCCCUGUCCUGCUUUCUUUGUAGGGGUGAACUUGACUUCCAUUGAAAUCAAUGAAACAUCAUGAUAGAUCUGUCCCAUUGAUUUCAGUGGGACCUGAGUCCAGGUAACGUCGCCUGGCUCUCGCCCUCUGUUUCUGUAAAAUGUCCUAAGUUAUUUUGCCUGUAUCUCGCACAACAAAAUAUGGGCCCUGGUAACUUCUGAAAGUAACUUCUGCCCAGGCUUCUGCCUCUCAUAAAAAACAACCCUGUUAUUUGUAACACUUGCUUAAGGCAGAACUUGUUUUCUUGCCCAACAGAUAUGCCCGAUGUACUUACCAAGACAACAAAGUAAUUUGUGCAAUUACCUGAGGGCGGGGAUCAUAUAAAACAAAGAAUAAACCUUUGGAGCAAAAAUUCUUUUGAAAACAAUUAUGCCAUUUCCUGCAAAAUAAGUUUGGGCAUUGUACAGAUAUUAAAAAGGACAACAAUCAAUAUAUUAUCAUUGUAAACUUGGAAAAUGAAUUAUAAAACCCGUUCCUGCAUAUAGUUACACAGUUUGUUCUUGGAAAACAUUAUCUCCCUGGUACUUCGCAAGCUGUAUCAAGAUUUCACAAGCUACCUCCUGAUCACAUCUUGGUGGCAACACUGGUUUGUUUCAUUUAGCUUCUUAGACUCACAAAAAAAUGUCUCUAUACCCACUUACCACUCAAACAGAAUUUAUUUUCACAGUGCAAAGGCUGCAGCCAUCACCCCAAAUGUGAACUUUGAAAUAGGCUGUCUGGAAUUGCCAAUACAUCAGAGGGUAUCCAGUUUUAUUAGGAAAGGUGCCAUUUGUAAUCAUCUGAAAGGUUUUUCCACGGUCACCACCAAAUGGACACCAAGUGGGGAUCUCAUUAUGUUCCCACUUCAAUUAAGGCACAAAAAAUGUCACCACUUCUGGAGGCUUCUGUGUUGCCUCUUAAGUGACAUUUUGCCUCCUGCUGAAAGGUAAAACAAUCAUGCAACGUGACACAAAGAACAAACAAAAGGCAAGACACAGAUACCAAAACUCACAGUAAAACAUAGCCAGCAUGGUGUUGGGGGGCUUGGUGUCUUAGUGUCUCCUCUCGCAUGAAUACCGAUGGAAUCUUCUCCAGUGGACAAUGGGAGACCAUCAAGGCCUGGGCAAGAGCUGGCUCACUGACAGGAAAGAAUGAUUUGCUGGACAACAUGCCUUCACUGUUGUGAAAACUCCCCAUAUGAGGGGUCUAAAUCUCACAGGGAGCCUAUACCACUUUUAAAUCGUUAUACACAGUGCUUUGUUCCUAGAAAAAAGGUGCCGAUAUUCUGGGCAGUUGCCCUGGCUGAAAAACUUCCUCCAGGCCAGGAAAAACAAUUACAUGUAAGACAAUUACAUGUUUUAUUGGAACUUCAUUAAGAUCUUGGCAUACAGUUAUUCCAUGAUGCAUGAAUAUUAAAUGACUUGCUGCAAUGCCAUACCUUUUUCUGUGCUCUCAGUACCUUACUGCCUGGCUUUGGGAAGAAAGCAUUGGGCUCCAGGAUCCUGUCAGAGCCUCGUGCCUACUUCCCCAAGCCUGGGAAGUGUUUGACCGGCUUAGGGAAGGAGGUGCGAAGCUCUACCGGGGUCUGGGAGCCCUCCCGCCUCCAUCUCCUCCCCCCCCAAAAGGGGCUUGCCAAUCAGAAGGUUGGCGGUUCGAAUCCCCACGACAGGGUGAGCUCCCGUUGCUCGGUCCCUGCUCCUGCCAGCCUAGCAGUUUGAAAGCACGUCAAAGUGCAAGUAGAUAAAUAGGUACCGCUCCAGCGGGAAGGUAAACGGCGUUUCCGUGCGCUGCUCUGGUUCACCAGAAGCGGCUUAGUCAUGCUGGCCACAUGACCUGGAAGCUGUACGCCGGCUCCCUCGGCCAAUAAAGCGAGAUGAGUGCCGCAACUCCAGAGUCGUCCGCGACUGGACCCAACGGUCAGGGGUCCCUUUACCUUUACUAUGUAUGCUUUUAAAUAAAUAAAUGAGUGGAGAAGGCUCCCUGCUGCAGAAGAUCAGCACCAACAUGAGAAAAGCAGUUGAGCUGAGCAACGAGAAUGCAACAGAGAGGCAGAACUUGGUCUCUCCAUACAGUUCUAAUUUUGAGUAUAUGGACUUGUGCAGAGGGCCUAGAUAUAAAUACUUGAGUGCAGUUAAUGACCGAGAUGCUCUUUGCAUUUCAAGGGAAGCCUCCAUUUAUGCUGCUGAUAACACACUUUUAUGCUGCUUGUGCUUUUCUGUCUAGGUUUUGGAUUCUGAGCAGGAUCCAGCUGACCAUGUCCCAGAAGUAGAAGAAGACCUAGACCUUCUCUAUGAUACACUCGAUAUAGAAAACCCUAGUGACAGCGGCCCUGACAUGGAAGAUGAUGACAGUGUCCUCAGUACUCCUAAGCCAAAGCUAAAGUAAGAAGAGAUUUUGAUGGCAGCUUUGCAGAUUCUCGAACCGACGGUCUGUUAGGAUGAGAGAUGCUGGGGCAGCUCUGGGGAAAUAAUAAUAAUAAUAAUAAUAAUAAUAAUAAUAAUAAUUUAUUUAUACCCCACCCAUCUGGCUGAGUUUCCCUAGCCACUCUGGGCGGCUCCCAAUCAAGUAUUAAAAACAAUACAGCGUUAAAUAUUAAAAACUUCCCUGAACAGGGCUGCCUUCAGAUGUCUUUUAAAGCUAGGAUAGCUGCUUAUUUCCUUCACAUCUGCUGGGAGGGCGUUCCACAAGGCGGGCGCCACUACCGAGAAGGCCCUCUGCCUGGUUCCCUGUAACCUUACUUCUUGCAAUGAGGGAACCGCCAGAAGGCGCUUGGUGCUGGAUCUCAGUGUCUGGGCUGAACGAUGGGGGUGGAUACGCUCCUUCAGGUAUACAGGACCGAGGCCGUUUAGGGCUUUAAAGGUCAGCACCAACACUUUGAAUUGUGCUCGGAAACGUACUGGGAGCCAAUGCAGAUCUCUCAGGACCGGUGUUAUGUGGUCCCGGCAGCCACUCCCAGUCACCAGUCUAGCUGCCGCAUUCUGGAUUAAUUGCAGUUUCCGGGUCACCUUCAAAGGUAGCCCCACGUAGAGCGCAUUGCAGUAGUCCAAGCGAAAGGGGGGUGGACUGUGUUUCGGUACCCGCCUGCUUGGUCAAACGGCUACUUGGGCAGCAGUUUUGCACAUGAGGGAGGGAGAGAUCUUGGGAAGGAUUGACAGCAGCCUCUCACAUUUUGGCACACGGUUUCUAGAGGUUUCUAUAGCAUUGGCCAUGUUUUGGCGCUCCUAGCAAAAAACAACAACAUUACGAUGUCCUUUGUUUUCUUACUAUAGACCUUACUUUGAAGGAAUGUCACAUUCAAGCUCUCAAGCAGAAAUUGGAAGCCUCCACAGCGUCAGAAACCAGAGAGAGCCACCCAGUCCUGUAAGUGCAUAAAAUAAGUGCUUAAAAAUAAUUGAAUGCAACUGAUAAUCACAAAUGCAUUGCCAUUUCUUAGUAAAGGGGUUGUGAGUCAAGUAUGGUAGUUUUAUACAGUGGAUGCUCAGGUUGCGAAUGUGAUCCGUGGGGGAGGCACAUUCGCAACCCGCAGAGCCGUGUCUGUGCACGCGUGUGUCGCAAUUCUGUGCAUUCACAAAGCGCAAUAUAGUGGUUUUGCGCAUGCGCGAGUGCCGAAACCUGGAACUUCUGGGUUCGGCGCGGUGCGCAACCUGAAAACACGCAACCUGAAGCAUCUGUAACCCGAGGUAUGACUGUAAAUCUAUGGAUUUGCCUUAACCAGAGGUACUUGCUUUUUGAAGGGGGUUUCACCCAAGGGGAAUUGUGAAUGGUAGUUCUAUCUGGAGAAGAUAAUUCUCUGCUGCUUCUCACUCAUCUUUGACAGACCAUGCUAUAGAACUGCAUUGUUCAACAGAAAAUGCAGCAUUUUAUGGGGAAAAUGUGGAUUAUUCCAUUUCAGUCAUAUUCUCCAGCAAGAACUUGCUCCUGGAUAGUGUUUGUUUGCAGUGUUGCUGUAAUGCUACCUCAGGAUUAGCCAGUCUCAGGACCAGUGUGGUGUGUGCUCCUUGUUUUACUGACUCUUGUACAAAACAGGUUGACGUGCCUGAAGAGGACAAGAAUAUUGGAAGCAGACAACCAGCAGACAGCGUCUCUGACGCCGUGUCUUAUGUAAGUGCAAUUGCCUUUUUAUGAUUCAGGCAGGGAUCGCUAGAGUGAAAUACAGAAAUAUUUAACAGCCAUAUAGAACUUUAGGGUCAUUUGGCAAAACGGAUAACAACUUCUGUUCUAAUCUUUCUGUUUUUAGGGGAUUCAUUUUGAAUUGGUGCCUUUUUUAAAAAAAAAUAUAUCUCUGCCCAAGUAUACUGCAUUUUCUCCUUUCUUGGAAUCUCUGUUUUUGGAAACCUUACAUCCUUUAUAGGCCACAAUUUGAAUAUUUAAAAAAGAACAACCACUAUCAGCCUACAGCCCAGGUACACAUUCCAUUCAGGUGUUUGGGAGAUAGUCAGCUGGGAACUGGGGUGGGGUCUCUAUUUUACGUAGGAAAGGUUUGUUGGAGAUAGAAGCGUUUUGAUGGAGAUGUUUUUGAUGGACCUUUGAGAGGCGAUUGCACUGUUGAGCUAUGGGUAGAAGGUUGUUUUUACUGUUUUUAACUUGAGUGUUUUAAAUUCAGGGUUGGUAUUGUUUUACUUGAAAAAUGCACCUGGGAUGAGAGUUGCUGAGGAGGGGGGGCAAUUGAUGUAGUUCAGGGCAGGGGGGAGGCAAGGUUUAGAAAUUGGGGGAAGCCAGGUUAUAUGUAGGGCUGCCUCUGAAGAUGGUUCAGAAACAUCGGCUGGUGCAGAAUUCAGCGGCAAGACAGUUUGAGAAUAUUACACUAAUCCUGACCCAAACUGCACUGGCUGCUGAUUGGUUUCUGUGCCCAAUUCAAAGUGCUGGUUUUGACCUAUAAAGUCUUGAGUGGCUCAGGGCCGCAAUACCUCAAGGACCUCCUCUCUCCUUAUAAACCAACCCAGACUCUGAUCAUCAUCUGAGGCCUUUCUUCAUGUGCCUCCUCCAUGAGAGGUCCAGAAGGUGGCAACACAAGGACAGGCCUUUUCUGUGGUGGCUCCCCCUCUGCCCUCUCUGGGGAGGCUUGCCUGCCACCUUCAUUGUACAUCUUUAGGCGCCAGAUGUAAACGUUCCUCAUCUACCAGGCCUUUGGCUGAUUAACAUCCUACGGCCUUUUAAAUGUGUUUGUGGGAGUGGGGGGUUAUUAUUUUGUUUUUUGACUAUUUAUUUUUGCUUUUCUCCUGUAUUUUUAUCUUGUGAAUUGCCCUGGGAUCUUUGGAUUAAGGGCGGUACAUAAAUUUUACUUCUACUAUGACUACUGCUACUACUACUACUAGUAGAUGGGAAUGGAGUGGGGUUGGUUUAUGGGGUUAGAAAGAGGAAAUAAAAUGUGCCGUUGAGAAUGCUUUGACCCACUGAGAGUGGAGGUAUGUAUGAGUUUGUGGGUGGGUUGAUUUGGGUUGAGGCAGGAAGAGGUGGAAAGUAGUGAGAAUGUGAAGUAGAGAUCUGGCUGAGUAAUGUUUGGUACCUUUGGGUUCUGCUGGGUAUAGCAUCAGCUGCAGAGAGUUUGUUAUCCAGUGCCCAGCUUGUCAAAUACCGUGUGCCUUUGCAACAUUGGAGACCUGGGAUAGAAUGAGGUCUCUGUUGGCAUAUGGACUACAGCAGAAACACGGGCCAAAGUAGCUGUUUUACAGUUCACGUUGAAGCCAGGCCAACUUGGGGCUUCAUAGAAUCUAUGAUACUAUUUGGGAUAGAUCCAUAGCUAAUGGAUUGCUUGAUGUUUUGCACUGGUCUGUCUAUGGUCAUGGACUGACCAUUAUUUAUUGGCACUUUUUUAUUAUUAUACAUGCUGGCAGAGCACAAAGUCUUUCACAGAACAUCCACUCCAGUGUAAUUUGUUGUUUGCAGGAAAAUAAACAACAAGAAGACGUAGAAACUGAACUGUCUCCCCUGGAUAGCUUCAUGGAAAAGGCUCCACUAAGUGGCAGGAUGACAAAGACAGAAUCUCUCAUAAUUCCUUCCAGCAGGUAACCUGUCUGUAAACUGCAACAUCAGCUCCGAAACUUACCUUGUUUGUAAAUAUGCAACUUGAGACAGAUGAGCUUUUAGCUUGUGGCAUCUGAAUAUCAGCAUGGCUUUCAGUCCCCGUGUUUUGUUCCAGAUGUCAUGCACCUUGGUGACCAUUCUGCUUUCUUACCCAAUUUUUUAAAAAUAUGACUCAAAGUAAGCUUGCAAAAUAAUAUUUAAUAGCAUCACCAGUACAGUGAUUCACUAAAGAGACAAAAGUAUACCUAAACAAUGAAAUGGGCAUGGCAGAAAUAUACUGACAGCUGAGCAUCCGCAAACUGAGAUGUGGCACUUUCCUUUUUUCCCCGGUAUUGAGAUUUGUGGAGCUAUCAGUGAUUUAUACCUCAGCUGAAACUCUUUUAUUUGUUCCAGUUCCUUCCGCAAGUAAUACAGGGUGUUCCAAACCAGCGGAGCAAAUUGUGGGGUUGCCAACAGUGAGGAGGAGGAGGAGGGGAAGGAGGAGAGGAAGAAAAAGUCCUGUUGUGCAAGCAGGAGGACACCAUAGGAUGUCACCGCUUAUUUUUUUCUAAAAUUUGACCCCACCAAACUGCUGCAUUCCUAAUUCUGAUGCACCUUGACUGAUAGAUUGACUCAUCCAGGUAGACAUAGAUUUCCUAAUGAGGUAGCCACUCCUGAGAAGACCCUCUACUUUGAGGGCACCUCUCACAAGGCACUCUGUUCAAGGUCUUUUCAUAUGCUCUGAAGGCAUGUUAGCCACUGCCUUUUUCCAUUAGAGGUUCAUUUUGUUAUAAAGAGAGAUGAUGAAGAAGAAGCGUUUGGAUUUGAUGUCCCGCUUUAUCACUACCCAAAGGAGACUCAAAGCGGCUAACAAUCUCCUUUCCCUUCCUUCCCCACAACAAACACUCUGUGAGGUGAGGGAGGCUGAGAGACUUCAAAGAAGUGUGACUAGCCCAAGAUCACCCAGCAGGUGCAUGUGGAGGAGUGGAGACACGAACCCGGUUCACCAGAUUAUGAGUCUACCGCUCUUAACCACUACACCACACUGGCUGUGGUGUUUCCUUUUGCUAGUGGUGCCCCAGUUAUGGAGUGCCCCCCUCCCAAGGUGUCAGGCAAAGACUUUUUUAUUCACUUUGAAUUCCCUAAUUCGAAACAGUUUUACUUCCUAAAACAUUUUUACUUAAGUAUUUGAACUGUAACUUUAAAAGAGACUUUGGCUGAUUAAUGUUUUUAGUUUUGUCCUUAUCUUAUGAUAAUAGAAUUACGGAAUUGUAGAGUUGGAAGGGACCCCAGGGGAACAUCUAGUCCAACCCCCUGCAAUGUAGGAAUCUCAACUAAAGUAUCCAUGACAGAUGGCCAUCCAACCUCUGCUUAGAAACCUCCAAGGAAGGAGAGUCCACAACCUCGCAAGGGAGUCCGUUCCAUGGUCAAACAGCUCUUACUGUCAGAAAGUUCUUCCUGAUGUUUAGUCAGAAUCUCCUUUCUUAUAACUUGAAGCCAUGGGUUCAAGUCCAACCUUCCGGAGCAGGAGAACACGUGCUUGCUCCAUUUUCCAUGUGACAGCCCUUUAGAUAUUUGAAAAUGGCUAUCAUACCUCCUCUCUGUCUCCUCUUUACCAGGCUAAAUAUGCCCAGUUCCCUAAAUUGUAACUCAUUUAGAUUUAUAUCAAUAUUUGUGUGAUUGUGUUUAAUUUGGAAUUUUUUUUUUUAUAUGCGGUUGUUGAUUUGUUAGCCGCUUUGUGCUUCAUUCAAUUACAGUGGUACCUCGGGUUAAGAACUUAAUUCGUUCCAGAGGUCCGUUCUUAACCUAAAAUGGUUCUUAACCUGAAGCAUGCUUUCACUAAUGGGGCCUCCCGCUGCCGCUGUGCCGCUGGCGCGCAAUUUCCGUUCUUAUCCUGGGGCAAAGUUCUUAACCUGGAGCAACCACUUCCUGGUUAGCAGAGAUUGUAACCCGAAACGUCUGUAACCUGAAGCGUCUGUAACCCGAGGUACCACUGUAUUAGGCAGGAUAGAGUUUUAAAAGAUAAAUUUUAAAAAAAUUGCACUUCAGUCUGCUGUGGUAGGUUAAAAAACCAACAACCAACAUUGAUAUUUCCUGCUGGCCCAGGAAAGUUGUAAUACAGUGAGCUGCAUCUAUGCCGUUUUGCUUUUCUUGAUAAAGGUCCCCAUGUUUCUCCUUUAGCAGAUCGGAAGCGAAGCACAUGGGACGCAGAGGCAGAAGCACAUCUCUGAAGGAAAGGCAGCCGGCGAAGCAGCAGAAUGAGAGAGCCAACAGCCUGGACAACGAACGCUCUCCAGGCACCAGGCAUCGCUUGCAGGUGAAAUGGGCUGUUCAGUGCCAAGGGGGCAUCCUCCUCCACAUGUAUGGUACUUCUGGGGGCAUGCUGCAAAACCAUCUCAAAGCUUUGUCAUAGUUUUGGAAGAGAUCUCAAGUUUUGGGGUUUGGAGUUAGUAACAGCUCUCAGCAUGUGCACCAGAAUGUGCAAUAAAAUUCUCUAUUUUUUAGGAAUGUUUUUAUCAUCUAUAUAUAUGCUCAACACACAACAAAAGAGACAAAAUAAACCAGAGUGAAAGUACCACCAGUCUCACCUUACAGAAAGAAAUAAUAAAUAUUAUAGAAUCAUUAAACUGUUUUUAGCUGGGGCAAUCAGAAUAAGAUCCACUAUUUGACUACCGAUUCAAAACCCUAAAAUGUAUUUUAUAUAAUUAACUUUUUGUUUUUGUUCUUUUGUAUAUCGUACUGUUGUUUUAUUGAUAUGGACGAUGGCUGAUGCAAAUAAAGAUUCAUCCAUUCCUUCCUUCCUUCAUUCAAAAGAGGCUAUAUGAGAUCUAAAUGGAACCCUAGCCAGUAACUCAGCUGCUGCAUUUUGGACCAGCUGAAGUUUCCAAGUCAUCUUCAAUAAUCCCUUGAUCCUCAGCAAGCCAGGAAUUGGCAACUCUAUGGACAAGUGGCAAAACAGUGUGCCUAGAUGUUCAAAUCAAGCCAGUUAUUUUGGGUGUGCUUCAUAUUUGACAUCACUUCAUAGAUGUCCUAGCUUAAUGGGCUGAAGAAAAACACAUAAGAUUGUGGGAGUGAUUUAGACUGAACAUUUAUUUAAAUAGCUGGGUAAUAGAGCUUCUUCCAAUAAAUGAGGACUCUUAAGGGCUGCUUUCAUUUAUUUACAGAUCCCUAGGAAAACUGUGUACGACCAGUUGAAUCACAUCUUGAUCUCAGAUGAUCAGCUGCCAGAAAAUAUCAUUCUGAUUAAUACCUCCGACUGGCAAGGACAGGUAAGGAGAUUUGGAGUGAUAAGUACACAGUCAUUUUAGCUUAAACCACAAAGGGCCAACUGCAGACAGACCCCUAAAUCAGGCAUAGGCAAACUCCGGCCUUCCAGAUGUUUUGGAACUACAAUUCCCAUCAUCCCUAGCUAGCAGGACCCAGUGGUCAGGGAUGAUGGGAAUUGUAGUCUCAAAACAUCUGGAUGGCCGGAGUUUGCCUAUGCCUGCCCUAAAUGUUCCAGUCCCCAGAUCAUUUGGUUGCAUCCUAGAGGGCUUUGCAAUACUGGCAAUUUUACUUUCAGUCCCUUGCGAAAUAGAAUUUCCCCGUUUCAUGCUGCCAAAUUUGUCCCUUCUGGUUAGUCACCGAAGUUCUUGUUGCAAUUUUUUUUUUUAAAUGAUAUUUAUUGAAAAUUUUCUAAAAAUUACAAGAAAAAGACAAAACAGAAAAAUAAAAAUAAAAAAAACCAUCAUUCUCCAAAUCUCCACUUUCAUUACCUUCUUUCUUUGACCUCCUCCUCCUCCCUUUUCUUGUAUCCUAAUUAAUAAUUUUCGCAGCAAAUCCUUUCCAUAAUUCAUAGUAUUCUGUCAUUACAUUACCUUAAUCUAUUUUCAUCUUAUCGUAUAGAGAACCUUAAAGUUUAAAACUUAAAUCUUAUUUUUACCAACUUCUCAUAACCAUAACAUUCUUACCUAAUUCUUUAAACAUUUUAACAAGAGCCAAGUAAUUUUAUUUCAACAUUUUUCUAACAUUCAUCAAUUUUAUAAAACAAUCCUAAUGGUAAAGAAAGAAAUAGGAACAAUCCAAUCUUCAUCCAGCGUCCCUUCCUCCUGGUCCCGGGUUUUGUCAGUCCUUGUUAUCCCAUUGAUCUAGCACAUUAACCUGGUGAUCUUAUAUCCGAGGCCCUCAAGUCUCUCCCAUGUCCCUUCCGCAGCUCUUCUUCAUAUUUUCCUUUCACUCGUGGGAACUCCAGCUUGGUAAUGUUUUUGACCCUUUUCAACAGAUCAGCCCCUUUUCCAUAGUCCAGACUAAACUCCAUGUGGUAUUUGAAGACAUGUUUCAGAAUCCCUCCAAAAUUGAGAGCCCCCACAGCUCCACACAUCUUGCGGCCCAUUGCCAGACUCGGAAAGUCCAAACGGAAAGUCCAAACAUCCCUGCAUAGGGGGGUCUAUCCAACCCCCCAUUUCCAAAUCAGUCCAAACUUUAUCUUUCCUAAUCUGGCUUUUUCCAAGUUCAUUUGUCAAAUCCAAAGGCUCGUAUUCCUGCAGGGCCGAAAAUUCCUCCCUUUCUGGCGCCCAAGAUUCAGCAACACUUGUUGCAAUUUUUUGGUUCCGUGUGCAUCAGUACAUUUACAGGGCAAUCCUAACCAUUCCUACUCAGAAGCAAGCCCUUCCGAAUUCAGUAGAUAUUACUCUCAGGUAAGUGGGGUUAGGAUUGCAGCUGCACAUUCGUUGAACUUAAUUUACCGCCCAUGUGUUGCCCAUUCAUGGCGCUUCUAUUGCCGUACUUCUAAGGCAGGCUCCUUGGAUGUUCGCUAUCCUGAGUAGUCCGGUGGCUUUGCCAACUUGGCUGCUUUACUGCUCGCUAGAUAAUUAAUGCACAAAUUAAAUAGUACCAGUCACAAAUUUGGUCCGCCCAAGCUGGGUUUGGUUCAUUACGUAAAAAGUACUUUACAUUUUUUUUUGUCACAAAAUUUGCAUCCUCUUUUGGACAGCAUUCAACCCACGGAGGGUCCCGAACCUGGAAUCGCAGGGAAAUCUGAUUGCAGUAGGUGUGAAACUUAUCUAGCUCUCACCAAAUGAAGAAACUUCAGGAACAUACCACAAAGGAAGACUCUCAACCAGGGGUCAGCAACUGUUUUCAGCCGUGGGCCGGUCCACCGUCCCUCAGACCAUGUGGGGGGCCGGACUAUAUUUUUUUUUGGGGGGGAAACGAACAAAUUCCUAUGCCCCACAAAUAACCCAGAGAUGCAUUUUAAAUAAAAGGACACAUUCUACUUGUUAUGUACUGAAGUUCUCACCCUGGGCCAGCAGGGGGAUACUGUAGAUAGUUUUCACUCAGGUCCACAUAUGCAAAUAAGGGAUUGAAAGUGACGUUCAGUGAUUGGAUAGUUACAGAAAAUGGUUACUGUUGCAUUCUAGUGGAGCUCUAUAUAAGCAGGCUGGCUGAACCCUUCAGUUCAUUCUGUUCUGGCCUGUGAAUAAGCAAGAGCUGUUUGAAGAAUCGCUGUGUCGUCUGAUAUGUUCACCCACAACUUAACACUACUCAUGUAAAAACCACGCUGAUUCCCAGACCAUCCGCGGGCCAGAUUGAGAAGGCGAUUGCACCCGGCCCACGGGCCUUAGGUUGCCUACCCCUGCUCUCAACAAUAACAGCGCAGAGAUAGUCACUGAUAUUCUUUAAUCGUUAAUAAGUAUAAAAACAUUAAGGUCAGAUUUGCUCGCUCACCCGAGCUAUAAUGCACUUAGCUUCUUGGUUCUCUGUGCUAUGUUGCCUCCCCCACAGCUGGAUGCAAUUUUGAAAUACAGAGAUGUGCUUUGAAAUAUAGUUAGGGAACGUUCUUGUCCUCACAACGUAUUUUGCUGCGCUUAACAGAUACCCCCACUCAAUGGCAUCCAGUGUUUCUUCUUUCGAAGAGUUCCUUAGAGCUAGGACCCAAAGCAGUGGAUUCAAAUUACAAGAAACAUUGGGGGGGAGGAAUUCCUGACAGUAAGAGCUGUUUGACAGUGGAACUCUCCUUCCUUGGAGGCUUUUAGGCAGAGGUUGGAUGGCCACCUAUUAGGGAUUAUUUAGUUGUGGUGUAGUGGUUAAGAGCGGUGGACUCGUAAUCUGGUGAACCGGGUUCGCGUCUCCGCUCCUCCACAUGCAGCUGCUGGGUGACCUUGGGCUAGUCACACUUCUCUGAAGUCUCUCAGCUUCACUCACUUCACAGAGUGUUUGUUGUGGGGGAGGAAGGGAAAGGAGAAUGUUAGCCGCUUUGAGAUUCCUUCGGGUAGUGAUAAAGCGGGGUAUCAAAUCCAAACUCUUCCUCUUCUAAAUGACCCCCAGGGUCCUUUCCAACUCUACAGUUCUUGGAUUCCAGGAGACCUUAACGAACCCCAACAAUUUUCUCAAGCUAGUUUGCUUGAAGGAUUGUUGGCCACUGCGGCCGUGUUUGAAUCAAUUUAUGUUAAUACAAUAGCGUGUAAAUUUAUAAAAGGACAGUACAGAAAUAACUAAAAUAAAUCAACAAUGCAUUAAAAAUAUAUAUAGAAGGUCCUUUUUUUUUACAGACUUGUAUAUCAUUCUCAGUUUCUUUCAGAUAUCUUGCAAAAGCAUGGCCUUCCAAUCGUCUGCACGUGCUCUUCUGCAGAUAUUCAGGCAGCUUUCAGCACCAUUGUCUCUAGAAUACAGAGAUAGUAAGUUCUUUUUCUUUUAAAUGAUAUUUAUAUACAUGCUCCCUCCCUCCAGAUAUACACACACCCUAAGUUUUGCCAGUAAAAAAUAAGGCCACAACUCUCGUCCCUAAGGAGAAUUUGAGUUGACUUUCCCUGAUGACGUCUAGCAAGAGAGAUGUUUUUCUAAAACCACUUCAUUAUUUUACCAAUAUGUAUAAAUUACCAAGCGAAAGAAUUUUACAAUGCGUCUGUCUGAACCAUAAGAAACUGACUUUUCUAUAAAGGCAGAUGGGUGAAGCCAACCGCAGAUGUUCAGGGAGGGAAGGCAAGGCUCAGAAGAGAUUCUGCAGUUGACACUAUCACCAAGGCAGCUCUCUGUAAACGUCCAUAAAAAUGGCAAAAGUAGUUUCUUUCCCAGAUAGGUUUCGUCUUAAACAACUGCAGACACAACAAAUAAAGAGCUCACUUGUAAUAUACCAGUGGUUCACUGCUCAUUUCUUCUCUUUCCAAAAUGGAUUUUAUCUUGAACAAUUGCAAACGUAAUACAGAGUCCACUUGUGAUAUUGCAGUCGUCAUUGUAUCACCACCCUGUUCAGCGGAGACGCUGGCAGAUACCCAUGUCAUAGAGGAAUGCUCACUGAGGAAGCUGGGCACUCAACAUAAUGAAUGACCCAGCCUCCCUACAAACUGAAAGACAGAUGAAACACAUUUCCAUAAAUUUGCUAGCUAUAAGCACCAGGCUGUGUGGUACCCCACUGCUUUUACUGCUUGAAUCCAAAAUUACUUCUGUCAGUAUCCAUUUUCUUUGUUGCCCUCUGCAGGAAUGCAUCCCCCUCCCUUUAAUUGUUUGUAUUUCCAUAUAAAGAGUCUGAAACGUGGUUUAAAACAUGCAGUUGUAAGCUAAUGUCCUCCCCAGUAGCUUCCUUAUCUCCUGGUGAGAUACCAUUAUGUAUUGAGUAGAAGCCUGCUUGUAGCAUCUGUAUAAAGACAACUCUUGAUAGAUGGCUGUUUUCUGGGACGAGCGUAAGUGGCGAGCUCAGCUUCUGCAGCACAUAACCCCCAACAGCCCCAAUACAUCCUUUGCUGUCGCAGCAAACUGUGGCCGUGGCAAGGCACUUUCGUGGCCAUCCCACCCAGAAUGACUUGCUCUGAGGAAGGCCCCUUUAGCUUCGUCCUAACCACAGAGCCUAGGACUUGCCGAUCAGAAGGUCGGCGGUUCAAAUCCCCGCAACGGGGUGAGCUUCCGUUGCUCGGUCCUUGCUCCUGCCAACCUAGCAGUUCGAAAGCAUGUCCAAGUGCAAGUAGAUAAAUAGGUACCGCUCCGGCGGGAAAGUAAACGGUGUUUCCGUGCGCUGCUCUGGUUUGCCAGAAGCGGCUUAGUCAUGCUGGCCACAUGACUCGGAAGCUGUACGCCGGCUCCCUCAGCCAAUAACGCGAGAUGAGCGCCGCAACCCCAGAGUCGGCCACGACUGGACCUUAUGGUCAGGGGCCCCUUUACCUUUACCUAGAGCAAAGGAGGGAGGAGAUGGGGGCACAGGGUUCAUUGGCAGGGUUGCAUUGCCGCCCUUCCAGCAACAAAGAAGCAGAAAACUCAAAGUUUCCAUUUCUACACUGCCACCACUGCCAUGAAGAGGAAAGGUGGCAGAGGCAGGAGGAGAUUAAGGGUGGGUGUGGCUUAGUGUCAUGGCUUUGGGAAAGUGGUGCAUUCCAAAAGCAAGGAAGGAUUGGACUCUGAUUAACAAAAUACACACGAGGCUUGACCAGCAAGACUCUGGGAGGCAGUGCGAAUAAUAAUCCUCUGUCCACCCCUUGGCCCAGGUCGUUUUAUUCACAAAAGAACUUUUUACACAGUGUUCAUAAGAACCAAUCAGAUGUCCUCUGAGCAUUUAAAAAAACCCCACGUGGGAGAAAGUCAGAUCAGAAGAAAUCCUCUUAACUACAAAGAAACUAUUUCCUACUUGAGCAUGCAUACAUAGUUCAGAGUAAAUAAAAUAGGAAUCAAGGAGGAAUGUUUUUAGCAAACUCCAGAGGUCAUAAACAGCAGUAAACAGGAGAGGAAGGACAGGUAGUAUUUACCGUCUCCUUGUGAACUCUCUUCCUGGCCCUUAGAUUAACAAAACUAAAGAAAGGUACAUCAGAGAAGCUAACUACUACCUUUAUGGCCCAGGAUGCCUGGUGAAGCAACCGGCAACUGGUCUGUGUUUAGAAUGCUUAUACGUGCCUGUCAGGCAUAGAGAAAGCAAAUGGCAGAGGUGCAGAGGCUUGUGGGAUUUGAUCAGAAAUUAUUGUCAAUGAAUCAAACCCAGUCACUGCAAUGCUUUCAUUGCUGACACAAUGGCUUGCUCCAUAUUUAAUAAUUCCUCAUAGUAAUCCCACCUGACCCCGCCCCCCCAGGAAAGCUGUUUCUCCCCCGGUUGCAGCAAGAGCAGAGAAAAGAAGGUAGAGUCCUUUUUAAUGAGUUUAUUCAUUCAGAAUAGUGAGCGACAAAAGAACGCGGUAAGCCUGGACAAGCUCCAACUGGGCUCCUCCUCCCUCCUCCCUAGCAACAGCAUCUCCCCUUACGGAGGCCAUUCGUGGCCAAAUGUCUCUGAUUCUUUCGUUCCUGCACUCUUAACAAACGCCGGGUUCUGGGAGAAGGGGGGGGUCAGAAAUACUCUCCAGUGACAACGUGUCAGCUGGCUGCCCUGCCCUGCCUCUGUCUCCCUGCCCCCUUCUUCUAACACCUCCCAACUCUUCGGUUCAUCUAUCUCUGAGCUGCGACUUUCCUCAAACCCCUCAACCCCCUGCUGUAAAACAAAGCUGCAUUCCUCUUCUCCUGCAGUGUCGGGACAAGGAGGGUGUGUGUAUGUGUUUGUGUGUGCCCCAUUCCUCCUCCGUCUCGCCCUCUUGAGUCCAUUCCCUGACACUCAGGCAGUGUGACCGCUUGUUAGAUUUCUGUUAUGACACUGUGCAGUUUUUGGAGUCACAAGACUCUGUUUACAUUCCAGACUGUUGGAAGUCUCACAGGAGACAGGAGACGGAUGUUGAUGUUACUGGUUUCCUGUUUCUUUGUUCCAGUUGUUCACUGACUCUCACAGAGAGCAGAUGCACAUUCUUUUCUGUCCUGCGUAGUUAGAAAUAAACGUAGCGAUGUAGCAUAUAUUUCUCACCCUUCUGCUGUUUGGAUACUCUGCGUAAUGGGGAAGCAUGCCUGAAGCCUCAUUAAAGGCUUAGGUCGUUAAUCACUGUCGGAGGAGAGCCUCGAUGGAUUCCGAAGUACGUCAUGGAGGAGAGCCAUUUGAGCUCGGUCGCAACGGAAGCUCCGACACCGCUUAGGCCACCCUUGGCUGUAACUCGGUUGAUGCUCUGUAUGCAAAAGGUCUCCGGUUCAAUUUGAAACUCCAGAGAGCCACCGCUGAGCUGGAAGGAUCGGUUUUGUAACCUGGUUUAAGGGAGCUUCCUAAUACUGGCAAGUACAUAGGAAGCCACCUUAGGAGAAGUCAGCCCAUUGGUCCAUCCUGGCAGUAGCUCUCCAGGGUUUCAAUCCAAUAAUAUUUCCGGCCCUACCUGGAGGUGCCAGGGGUAGAAUGUGGAACCUUCUGCAUGAAAAGCAAAUGUUCUGCCCUGUAGCUAGUGUACUGAUGGUGCCAAAGGUGACUUGCAUACAAAAUUGAGAUUGUUGUGGACUGUUUGUCUGAUUAAUUGUAACUUUCUUACAGUUGGAACAAAAACAUAGCAAAAAGAAGGAAGCAAACCAAAAAAACAGCAGACAUGCCACCGUCCCUAUUUUUUUAAACAAACCUCCUGUCCUUUGACUAAAGAAAAUGGGAGUCACGUGAAUGAUUCUCUUCUGGUUCAUAAGCUGCAUUCCCCGGCUGAUGUAACUCACUGUCUAAGAGACCAAAGCACAAAUUUGGAAGCCCCUUGUUUAAAUCUGCGCUAUGGUAGGAAGUCGCCGAGUGCCUACUUGUUUUCAGUCUUGACCUUCUGUCAUGAGUAUGUACUUACAGUUAGGUUAAUAAUGUACGUGGUACAAAAUACCCAUCAAUCUCUGGAUUUUAUUUAAAAGCAGUAAUGUUCCCUCUCUCUUCAGCUGCAACUGCAAUUCUCAGCCUCCCAAUCCAAUUAAAAUUGCAAUUGCGGGAGCCCAGAAUUACCUCAGUGCUGUGCUGAGGCUCUUUGUAGAACAACUGUCUCACAAAACCCCAGACUGGCUCAGCUACAUGAGAUUUCUUAUCAUACCAGUAGGUAAGCAAGCUUUUCUGUCCUUUCUUCUUCCUUUGAAUUAACCUCUUUCUCACUACAUCACAACACAGGAACUGUUUGUCUGUUCAAGUUGUGUUGUCUGCUCUGGUUAUAAUGCUCUUGUACAAGGUUGCUGGAUAUUAAAUAUAGCAAUGGCAGCCUCUAGAAUACCAGCACUUUCCUAUCACUCCCUUUCCAAACUUUGUGGCAGAAUGAGAAGGAUAGCUAGCAGUCAGAGCUUCAGCUGGAGUGGAAGUUAUUUAUAGUUCCUUCCAGUGUGCAUUGCAAAUUGGAACUGAAUCUAACCAAGACAGAAGUGCUAUAAGUGGACUGUUCCAGUGUGCAGGAGUUGGCAGAAUGACCUGUUCUUAAUGGGGCCACACACCCCUUGAAGGGGCAGGUCCAUAGUCGGGGAUGCUCCUGGAACCAUGGUUGUUCCUUGAGGGCCAGCUGGCCUCAGUGGUUAGGAGUGCCUGUGCUGAUGUGCCAACCGCUGCCAUUUUUGCAUAGGGAUAGCCUGGGCACGGUUACUUGGGCUGUGGUAACAUCUAAGCUGGACUACUGUAAUUCACUUUACAUGGGUCUGCCCUUGAAGACAUCUGGAAAUUGCAGCUAGUGCAGAAUGUUACAGGAGGAAUCUCAAUAGGGGCAACAGGCCGCAAGCAUAAAAUGCUGUAGUAAUCUGACGUCUCCCAACACCACGGAAGAUUUUUAUUAUGUAACAAAGUUGUAUAUAAUAAGGAGAGUUCUGCUUUAUUUCCUACCUUUGUUUCUACCGCCUUGUUUGUGACUACUUUCCAUUUUAAAAACACUAAGAACGUCUCACAACCCAGAAGAGGAAGAAGAAACUGAAUUUCAGCGGCUUUUCACAAUUUUGAGCACAUCUUCACCCUGAAGGCAAUAAGUUGGGAUUUCCUUUCUUCUGACCACUAAAGGGGUAUAGACGUAAUAUACUCUGGACUGCUAAUGUGCACCUGCCAUACAGAACAGAUUUAUUUAUUUAUUGUGUUAUUUACAGGUUGUCAUCCGGUGGCAAAGUAUUUGGGUUCCGUUGAUUGUCAGUAUAACUACUUCUUCCAAGAUUUGUCCUGGAAGGAUUUAUUUAACAGACUCGAAGCACAAAAUGCUGGUAAGGCUGUCUUAAUACUUAUUUGCAUCAGGUUGCCUGAGCUGAUAACUUUGAAAAAGAAUAAUUGUUUCCCUGAGGCUGCUGGAGGGCAUUGCCGCUAAUAUCUGCUGUGUCCCAUUAGUGGAAAUGCCCUCCGGUGCAUCUGGAAAAGAGGGAAAUUUCCUUGCCACAAAUUUCUAUCUCCAGAGGGUGCCAGAGGGCAUUUCUUCCCUUCGUGUUCUGGGGGUGCUGCUGUUCUGUCUCUGCCAGUUGAUGGUGGGUGGUCCUCCAUGGUUCUGCAGUUUUUUUGUUUCAGUUGCAGCAUUUGUAGGGGAGCUGCCUUCUGCUGCCAAGAGGGUCUGGGCAGUGAAGAAGCACCAUUGCCUACUGAGCCUGCUGGCUUCACUAGGAGGCAACAUCUCAUUAGUGGCCAUGCCCUAAGGCAUCCUCUGAAAACAGAAUUUCACAGUAAGGCAAUUUCUGUGUUUGCUUUCUGAAUCUUCUACCUUCUCAGUUUCCAGUGUCCGUUCGUAACAGCACUGGAGGCAUCAAAUAUAUGCUGAUUCCUUCCCAUAAUUCCACAGCUUUCCACGAAUUUGGUUUGAUUCUCCUUGAGAUGCAGAAUAUUGUAUUCAGCUGUUGAAUUUUCCUUUUCGAGUCUAAUAGUAUCUCAAGUCCUCCCACCUGGAGCUGGGAGAAGGUAGCCGUGGUUGGUAUCUUCCAUUCUACCCUGUUGAAUUCGGGUAACAGAUGCCAUGUCACGGCACUCUUAAGCUGGUACGGAGAAAAUAAGGCCGUUGGAGGUGACAUGGCCAUAUUAUUUUAAAAAGUAAAUGUGAAAAAGAGCUUUAUUUGAGAAAAAAUGCUCUAUGGAUGUGUUGUAUACAAAGAUCAGAACAGUCAUCACCAUGAUGCCCUCCUUAUGACUCUGUCUGGUUGUUGGAAACAGAAAAGUUGGGAGUAGGUAGAUUCAGCAAGCAGUUCUUGCUACUCUGGGCCCCUUCAGGAGGAAGGGUGGGUUAUAAAUUGGGUGGAUGGAUGGACUUGCAGUUCCUUCCAAAUGCGUGGCCAAUGGUCCUUGUCCUUCUUUUUCUCUCUCUCUGUUUCAGUCCAGGAAUCACCUGAUAUUGUCUCCAGAAUAACUCAGUACCUAGUGGGAGCAAACUGUGCCCACCAGUUGCCCAUUGCAGAAGCCAUGUUGACAUACAAGCAGAAAAGGUACAUUGUUAUGAAAAACAACAGGGAAGUUUUUAAUAUGUGACAUUUUAGUGUAUUUUUCAUCUUUGUUGGAAGCCGCCCAGAGUGGCUGGGGAAACCCAGCCAGAUGGGCGGAGUACAAAUAAUAAAUUAUUAUUAUUAUUAUUAUUAUUAUUAUUAUUAUUAUUAUUAUUAAAAGCAACUUCUCCUUGGUAGCCAGGAAAUCUGGGCAGCUGGACGACAUUUUCCAAGUUAGAUAAGCCAGUCAAUAGCACUUUCGAUAAUAAUCAAUUCAAAGCAAAGUACUGUUUGCGGAAAUAUUUGUACUUUGAAUGCAGCCCAAGUGAUGUUACAGAAAGGUAGCUAGGUCCUUGUACAGUGGUACCUCGGGUUACAGACGCUUCAGGUUACAGACUCCGCUAACCCAGAAACAGUACCUCGGGUUAAGAACUUUGCUUCAGGAAGAGAACAGAAAUCAUGCGGCAGAAGCGGGAGGCCCCAUUAGCUAAAGUGGUACCUCAGGUUAAGAACAGUUUCAGGUUAAGAAUGGACCUCUGGAACGAAUUAAGUUCUUAACCUGAGGUACCAAUGUACUGGCUUGGUAGUGUGGGAAUCUCAGCAACGCCAUUUUGUCCUGUGCCAUCUGUAUAACAUGAAGAGCUUUUCAGCUGCGCAACGCAUGUGAUUCCAGGCCUCUCAUGUUACUUUAACAACAUCAGAAGGUGCAGCGCUGCUGGAUGUAACUAUAUUACACAGCCUCACAAAUUAGAGAAGCUUCACUUCCUUGGAAAUUGAUAGCAUGCCUCCCCCACCCCAAACAAAGAGUAAAGCUUAAGAAAGAGUAAAGCAUAAGAAAAGAAAAGAAAAAAAGAAUCGCAAAAGCCUGGUGUAGAAAAUCAAAGGCAACAAGCAUUUUAUUGAAGGGUUAGACUGGAUGACCCUAGGGGUCCCUUAAAAUCUACACAAUUCUACAAUUCCAUAAGCACAUCAGACAAUGCAAAUCCAUUCAGGCUUGUCUAACGUUUGAAAAGGUGAAUUGAGUUAUCAUUGCUACCUAUAACUUCUGGCGGUUCCCUCACUACGAGAAGUGAGGUUACAGGGCCUUCUCGGUAGUGGCGCCCGCCCUGUGGAAUGCCCUCCCAUCAGAUGUCAAGGAAAUAAGCAGCUAUCCAAUUUUUAAAAGACGUCUGAAGGCAGCCCUGUUUAGGGAAGUUUUUAGUGUUUAAUGCUGUAUUGUGUUUUUAAUAUUCGAUUGGGAGCAGAGUGGCUGGGGAAACUCAGCCAGAUGGGCGGGGUAUAAAUAAUAAAUUAUUAUUAUUAUUAUUUAUGAUCUAAAAACGGUUUAGUAGUUAACGCAAUUGGGAAAGGUGCUUGCCUACCAAAGGUCUGACCGCAGUCUCUCUCUUUCCAAAAGCUGGCCAUUCCUGCUAGUCCUUAUUAAGGUGGGAGAUGCAUAUCACUCAGCAGAACAGGACUUGCAGCAGUGCUGAGCUUUCCCACACUACCAUGAUAAUGUGAGAUGGGACCACAUGAGAGGAGCCGACACUGCAGCUCCUCUCCACGCACUGCCCCCCCCCCCCGAGAGAACUGGGUUCAUGUCAGAAUGGGGAGGACCAGCAACAUGGCAGCUUCUUCUCCAGCGUGGCCCAAGGUGGCUGUCAGAGGCUUAAUGCUGUCCAGCUGGCAUAGAUAAGACUCUGGGCUCCCAGCCAGUUCCAAACUAUUUGAUUUAUUUGACAAAGUUCAAACGUACAUCUCCAGCGUUUCAAUUAGCGUCCUUCCCCUUGUUGCGCAGUUGCCGCCUCUAAACUUUCUUCCUUUUCCGCACCCAGCAUGCAAGUCUGCGAAAACUCCUCCCCUGACUUCCUCUGUGUACAGAAUGACUUAUUCCAGGCUCAUCCUCCUCCCCCUCUACAUCAGACCCACUGUCAGACGACAAGCUGCUGAUAAUCUCUUUAGGCUCUCUAUAACUGCUGGUUUCUGUCCUUUCAUCUUUUCCCGUUUGCCUCUCCCUGACAGCGGCUGCCAUAGCAGUGGAAAGUUAAGGAGGAUUGGCUCUGUUGUGGCUUCCAACCCUCUGGGAUCCAGUGUUAACAUUUUAUUUGUCUCCAUAAGUAUAAUAAUUUAUUUAUUUUUCUUUUGAUUGCUUCUGAAAAGGAAAAAGAACUUUCAUUUUGAAUUUAAUAUAAGGUACUUGUCUGUCUGGAUCACUCUCUUGUUAUCCUAUACAUAUUUUUUCCUUUCCUGGUCUUUCACCACCUUCAUGGUAUUUAUAAGGCUGGAAUGUUCAAUUUGUAUAAUAUAUAUAUACGCGCAGUUUGCUGCUUUUGACAUUAUUUGAAGAGGCAGAAUACAUUGUCCAAAAGAAUCAAGAGUAAAAGGCAUUUACUCAAGAAUGACUUCCACAAAUACAGAACAGAUGGGGUAAAGUUUGUAUAGGUCAUUCCGUAAGUUAGUGCUCACGCACUUCAAUGCUGGCUGGUUGGUUAUUUAGCUCAGCAAGUUCUGAAAUAGCCCAUACAACUUUUUUCCAAUUCACAUACCCCCUCCCUCUCUGCAUAUGCUAUAGCGAUUGUGGUAAGGAGGCUGGUUUGGCUAGGACCAUUAUGCAUGCUGCUUAGCUUGCCCUCUUUGUUCUACAUGAGGUGUUUGGAAGACACUCUAAGUUGCAGUUCUCUGGAAAGCCGCGGCCAUGGGAACUCCAAAAUCAUCAGCCCCUUGUCUCAUUGGUGGACAUUAGCCUAAAUGCUAGGGAUGAAGAGGUUGACACCUGCUUAUUUUUUGCUUUAGGAGUUGCUAUGCUAUUAUCCUGUAGUAAUAAUGGUUUUGUUUCAUCUUCACUUUAGCAAUAUUAAAUUGAUUUGGAAGAGAGAUAGAAUUUCCCCAAAUAUCCUUCACAAUGGACUUUAUCCAUCCCUUUUUGGUAUACAUUCAGAACUCCAGAAACAAGAAUGGAGCCUGGGAAAUCUUUCUAUUGGAAAAUUCCAGCUUGUAUUGGCUUGAAUGGGUUUUUUGGAAAUCCAUAUUAUUAGGCAACGAAAGCAAAUGUGGAAAUGAAAAAAAGCAAGGUCUUGAAAAAGGUGGGGACACAGACACUGUAGACAAAUCUGGAGCUAUCAUGGGCCACUUAUUCAUAUUAAACGGUCCAUAAAUGGACCAUUAUUCUGUUCCAGUUCAGUUAAAUGAUCCGAGUGACUCCAUGAUAGUAUGUGUGCUCACAUUGCUGCAUCAUAGUAUUUACAUAUAGAGGGAAAAGACCACCCUCCAUUUUAUUGUAUUUAUUAAUGUCCUAGCAGAUACGCUAGGCUUUUUCUUGCCCCAAUAAAGUCUAUCAAUGGUUUUGGACAUGCCAUAAUCACUUAGGUCCAUUUUGAGUAGAAUAUUUUUUUAAAAGGAAUAAUAUUUUUGGAAGUGUCGUGAUCGUAUCUGUUGCCAUCUUUCCCAUCCAUGCUUUCCGUAGAAAUGUAGCUUCCACGAGUGUGGAUACGACUGUGUUUGUGUCUCACACUCAGAGCAUAACAGUCCCAAAGAAGCCACUCUGUUAAUAAUAGUACGUGAAGGAAAGUCAGUGCAAUUUUAUUGGUUCAGGAUUAUGUAAGCACUUGGUACAAAAAUGAUAGCCAUUUCAAAGAAUGUUAGGGUGUAUUAGGAAUGAUUUUACAGGGCCUUGCUUUCUGCCCCAAGCAACUGCUGUAUCUGAGCUGAGCUCUCUCAUGAGCACUUUAAUUUCUCUUUAGACCUUCCCUUUUCCUUUGGGGCUUUCCAAGUUUCUUAUGUGGCCAAAGGCAAGCAUCUUCAAAUCUACAUGGGCCUUGAACAGAUCUAGUGCAAGAGCCGAAAAUUCUACAAGACGGCAGUUAGCUGGGAGUAGGCCAGCGAGACUCAGUAGAACUUCCUUCCAGAACUUCCUUCUGAGUAAUUCUGCAUAGGAUUACUCCGCCAGUGUAUUUGGGAUCUUCAAAUUCUUUUAUUGCGUUCUUUCAGUCAGCCCUAAUGAUCUGAGGAAUUGAAAAAGAGAAACAUUUUUAGAGUUCUUUAGUACAUCAGUAUUUGUAAACUCUUUCCCAAGGAGUUUCCCAACAAUCUCUGUGAUGCUGACUGACCCUAGCUGUCAACUUUUCCUUUUUUUAAAGGGAAAUUCCCUUAUUCCGAAUAGGAUUCCUCGCAAGAAAAGGGAAAAGUUGACAGCUAUGUGACUGACUCAAGUCCCUGCCUCCUUUCCUUCCUUCUCCAUUCUUGGUCAUGGCGAAAACGAACCAAAACACUGUUGCAUGAAUGCGCAUGUGUUGUGCAGAAGCUUCCUUCUGUCUGUUUGGGAGUACUGUAUAUGGUGAUGAGUUCAGGUGCUUGGAAGAGGAAGAGUCCCUGGAAAAUCUAAUGUGGCAUUUUAAUCCUUUUGAGGUAAUUCCGCUUGAAAGCCAACCAACCUACUUCCUUGGGUUCGGUCCAUUUCAGCACCUGAUAAAUUGGACUCUUAAGGCCCUAAGAUGAAUUUUUUAGUUUUCCAGACUGUCAUCCCUAUGUAGGGACUUACAUUCUCUGAACUAUGCUUGGGUUUGAAAGCAAAGGCACUAGUGGGGGUAUAGGAGACUCUAAGUAAAAAUGAAGAAAGAGUGCAAUUCAACCAUUUGAGCAGGAUUUGAGUACAAGCGUCCAGCAACUGGCGUUCAAAAGCACACUGUCUCCAAAUGUUCAAAACUUACAUUUCACACGUCACUUCCUUCCUUUCUGUCAUAAUAUGUAGUUGAUCCCAAGGCUUUCUCACUGGCUUGGUUUGACAAUAUACCCCCUGCUUCUCAAAAACACUUCAUUUGGAGCAAACGAACCACCUUUGGUUGCAGUGAAAGAAGCCAUUUUGAGCAUGUUGUUGGUUUGCCCCUGACUGGAGCAAACUCUGGCAGUUCUUUCACAACCUGGCAGUAAAAGCUAUCCAUUAUAUAAAAAGAGGGAUGAAUGGGAGUAUAAGCUUUAGAUAAAUAUGCCGUGCGCUUGCUGCGAUUUUAAAAAGUUGCCUUAAGUGGAGAUACAUGAUCUGGACACAUGGACUGGAUGGGAAUUUUGUGUUAUUAGGUUACCUGAAGGAUUGCCUCUCCUCAUAUAAACCUUCCCAGACUCUUGUGUUCAUUCUCUGAGGCCCUUCUUUGUGUGCCUCCUCCACAUGAUGUCUGGAGGGUGGUGUUGUAAACAAAAAUUGCCCUUUUCCCUUAUGGGGUAUCCAAGAGCCCAUAUAGAGUCCUUACAUAGGUUCCCUAUUGGUAGGAGAGAAUAACAGAGGCCAACCAGAGAAUAUUGAGAAGCAAAGCAGCUAGUAAGCUUGAUCUUUAUUGAUCUGUUGCAACAGGGUGCUCCCCUCGCCCGCAGGUGAAGAGGAACCCAGAAAAAUGGCGCGCAAGGCCUUAUAAAGACUUUUGAAAUUGCCACCCUGUAGAUCAAGACAACCCCCAGAAACAUCAUACAUACCGUAUUUUUCGCUCUAUAGGACGCACUUUUUUCCCUUCAAAAAUGAAGGGAAAAUGUGUGUGCGUCCUAUGGAGCGAAGACGCCAUAGCCCCGCGACCUCUCCCGGCUGGAGAGGUGACGGGCGGCUAUUGAGGCUCUUGCCAUAGCCGCCCGUCACCUCUCCAGCCGGGAGAGCGCGCGCGGGGCGAAAGCAGCCCCCCGUGACCCUCUCCCGGCUGGAGAGGUGACGCGCCAUAGCCGCCCGUCACCUCUCCAGCCGGGAGAGCGCGCGGCGAAGCAGCCCCCGUGACCCUCUCCCGGCUGGAGAGGUGACGGGCGGCUAUUGAGGCUCUUGCCAUAGCCGCCCGUCACCUCUCCAGCCGGGAGAGCGCGCGCGGCGAAAGCAGCCCCGUGACCCUCUCCCGGCUGGAGAGGUGACGCGCUAUAGCCGCCCGUCACCUCUCCAGCCGGGAGAGCGCGCGGGGCUAAGCAGCCCCCGUGACCCUCUCCCGGCUGGAGAGGUGACGCGCCAUAGCCGCCCGUCACCUCUCCAGCCGGGAGAGCGCGCGGGUGAAAGCAGCCCCCGUGACCUCUCCCGGCUGGAGAGGUGACGGGCGGCUGUGAGGCUCUUGCCAUAGCCGCCCGUCACCUCUCCAGCCGGGAGAGCGCGCGCGGGCGAAAGCAGCCCCCGUGACCCUCUCCCGGCUGGAGGGUGACGGGCGGCUGCUGAGGCUCUUGCCAUAGCCGCCCGUCACCUCUCCAGCCGGGAGAGCGCGCGCGGGCGAAAGCAGCCCCGUGACCCUCUCCCGGCUGGAGAGGUGACGCGCCAUAGCCGCCCGUCACCUCUCCAGCCGGGAGAGCGCGCGCGGCGAAGCAGCCCCCGUGACCCUCUCCCGGCUGGAGAGGUGACGCGCCAUAGCCGCCCGUCACCUCUCCAGCCGGGAGCGCGCGCGGGCGAAAGCAGCCCUCGUGACCCUCUCCCGGCUGGAGAGGUGACGGGCGGCUGUGAGGCUCUUGCCAUAGCCGCGCGUCACCUCUCCAGCCGGGAGAGCGCGCGCGGGGCUAAAGCAGCCCCCCAUGACCCUCUCCCGGCUGGAGAGGUGACGCGCCAUAGCCGCCCGUCACCUCUCCAGCCGGGAGAGCGCGCGCGGGGCUAAAGCAGCCCCCCGCGACCCUCUCCCGGCUGGAGAGGUGACGGGCGGCUGCUGAGGCCCUUGCCAUAGCCGCCCGUCACCUCUCCAGCCGGGAGAGCGCGCCAGCGACCUCUCCCGGCUGGAGAGGUGACGGGGCUAUGGCAGGAGCCUCUAUAGCCGCGUGUCACCUCUUCAGCCGGGAGAGGCGCGCAGGGCUAAAGAAACCAUAGCCCCGCGACCCUCUCCCGGCUGGUGAGGUGACGCACGGCUAUGGCAGGAGCCUCUCCGCUGCGCCUUUCCGCUGCUCCCUGAACUGCUCUUUGGGGCUGGUGGUGGGCUUCCCCGCCAGCCCCAAAGAGCAGGUCGAAGGAACCUGAAGCCUGGAGAGUGAGAGGGGUCAGUGCACACCGACCCUCUCGCUCUCCAGGCUUCAAGGUAGCCGCCUGAACGCACCUUAAACGGCACCUUGUUUUAGAGCGGGAAAACAAGAGGGGAAAGUUCUCCCCUCUCUGCACAGCGCCUCCUGCCACUUCGCUGAAGGGCGCUGGGCAGAGAGGGGAGAUUUUUUUCUUGUUCUCCCCCCUCUAAAACAAAGUGCGUCCUAUUGUCCGGUGCGUCCUAUGGUGCGAAAAAUACGGUACAUCACAGAAGGGGUGUAACCUAAGACCACCCCUCAGAUACAUCAUACCUACAUCACAGAAAUUUAAAUGUUGUUUUUCUCUUGUCCUUGUUUAUCUCCUGGCUGGCAGGUUACUUGAUUGGAUUUCUUGGGUAGCCUGGCCAUUCUUUUGUAGUGAUAAAUACUUAGUUCCUGGGCCAGGUCACAGGCUCACACCCUAUUCAUAUCUUAAAUGUGCCCUUAAGACAGGAUUUGUGAGGAAAGAGACAAUGGGGAGGUUUCCCACUUUGACCUUGCAGAGAAAACAUUUGCUCAGUUUAGGAAUCAAAAUGGUUCCAGGUUGGUCUUCCUGUGCUGUUCUAUGUACGUGCGGUUAUGAACAUUACCAUAUAUCUAAGAUCUCAAAAUUACUAUCACAGUGGCAACACGAGAAAGGGCCUUUUCUGCAGUGGCUCUCCGCUUGUGGAAUGAAUGCUUUCCCCAGGGAGGCUCACUGGGCGCCUUCAUUAUUUAUAUUUUAGGUGCCUGGGGAAAAUGUUCCUCUUCAGCCAGGCCUUGGGCUGAUUAAUAUUCUACAGCCUUUAAAAUGUGUCUGUGGGAAGGGGUGGGGUGGGGUUCUUUCUUCUGUUGUUUUUCUUUCAAAACUUGUGUUUUUAUAUUGUAUUUUACUCUGUAAACUGCCCUGAGAUCUUGUGAUAAAGGGCAGUAUAUGAAUAUAAUAAAUAAAAUACAAUAAAAUAAGUAAAUGGUACCUAGUUUUACAUCGCGAAAUGCAUAAUAUUUGCUUGUAAUGGGCAAUUCAACAUAAUAUACAUAUACUGUUAGUCACCUCUUUUAUAUAUUAUUUGAAUAAAUUUUCUCUAUGUUAAAUCAUGUUGCUCUAACUACGCAAGUGUCAAAGUAAGGACAAGUGUGCUGCUUUUAUGAGUGUAGGGUGUGUCUGCGCAUGCUUGUGUGCACAUGUCCGUGUGCCGGCUAAAUUUCAUUCUGCAUGGGUUUGCAGCAGAAGAAUUAUUCUGGGCAUAUAGAGAAGUCUAUGCUUGCAUGUUUUUUGCAACCACUGCAUGCUUGAUAAUAACAAUAAGAAAAUUUGCAGCUUCUGGCUUUUGAAAUGAUCAUGAUUCUCUGAUCUUUUUAGCCCAGAUGAAGAAUCUGCUCAGAAGUUCAUCCCUUUUGUUGGAGUGAGUAGCGUUUUUUUCCAUUAAGAACUCUGACAAAUUUUCAUCCCCAAAUAUUUUCAUGGUGAAAAGUGUGCUUUCAGAGAUUACAACAAACACCCCCAAAUCCCCGUCUUUCAUUUUUCCACAUUUUUUUAUGCCUGUUUACAGCUGGUGGCGCGGGUGGCGCUGUGGGUUAAACCACAGAGCCUAGGACUUGCCGAUCAGAAGGUCGGCGGUUUGAAUCCCCAUGACGGGGUGAGCUCCCGUUGCUCGGUCCCUGCUCCUGCCAACCCAGCAGUUCAAAAGCACAUCAAAGUGCAAGUAGAUAAAUAGGUACAGCUCUGGCGGGAAGGUAAACGGCCUUUCCGUGCGCUGCUCUGGUUUGCCAGAAGUGGCUUAGUCAUGCUGGCCACAUGACCCAGAAGCUGUACGCCGGCUCCCUCGGCCAAUAAAGCGAGAUGAGCUCCGCAACCCCAGCGUCGGCCACGACUGGACCUAAUGGUCAGGGCACCCUUUACCUUUUACAGCUGUUACGUCCACAAUCUGUGGCAGCAGCACAAUUUUUAACAAAUCUGAAGAUGACCUUUUCCUUCUCAAUCAUAGAUCAUGUUAGUUGAUAUCCUGAUGUUGUGGAGCUACAUAGUCAGUCAUAUUUGGCUAUGUUAUGCAACCAAAGCUAUAUUGCCCUCACUGUGAAACUCUGACCCAGUUCUACAUGCACAUGCACACAUUGAAUCUUGCGUCCCAUUAAGAGCAAUUGCAAUAUUUCCUUGGAUACUUCAUGACUGAUGCUUCCCAUUUACUGAACUGCGCUUUGGCCUCAGCGCAGGUAGCCAAAUUUAUUUAUUUUACUUUUUUAUUUAUUGAAUUCAUAUACUGUCCUUCACCUGAAGAUCGCUGUGUAGUUUGCAGCAUUGAAAUUCAAAAUGAAAACACAAAAUAUAGAAUAAAACAAAAACAAACCGGUAAUACCCCACCUCCCACAAAACGGUUAACGUUAGCCUGAUUAGCAAGUCAGUGGGGACACAUUUCCCACCCCCAAAGCACUUCUCUUUUGAGCUCCCCUCAACAACAAAGUCAGCUGCUUUUCAAUGGGGACAGGAAACUGAUUAAACUGUCAUUGCAGAGCUAAUAAUUCUAUGUAAAAUGUUUUUCUUCCUCCAGGUGGUAAAAGUUGGAAUAGUUGAACAGUCCUCUGCAACUUCAGGUAAUAAAAACUUUCAACGAUGUUGUAAUUUCUCACUAAAGCAUGGCAUGGAUGUUGGAAGCCGGUAGUCUGACUAUAGUCCAAGCGAUCUGAAAUAUACUCGGAGUCGAGAGUGGAUUUCAUGCUCUUUAUUCAGCUCAUAGUGGUGAGGAGGAAUGGAAGUUCCCCCACAAUAUCUGCUUUAUAUACAUUAUUUACACAAUGGGCUGCACGUGAUUGGCUAAUUCCGGGAUUCUCCUGUAGGCCAAUCAAGUUGUGGAUUCACUUCCACCUGGAGCUGGAUUGGGUGGCUCCUGCGGACCAAUCAUACUGCUGCAUUGUUCUAGGACCAAUCAGACUGCUGCAUUUUGGAUCCUAAUCAACUCAGUACAUAACACGAUCCCAGAUGUCUGUUUUUCAACUGUAUUUUAUAAUAGUGCCCCAACAGAAGUAUAUUGUCCAGAUCAAGGGAAGCAAUAGUCUCUGCUCUGUUCUGCAACCAGUUCUGAGCACCACAGUUGAAGAAGGAUCUUGACAAGCUGGAAGGUGUGCAGAUGCUGGAGCCCUUGGCAAGAGGGCUCUUGGUCCCAAUCGAAGCAUCAUAUCUCCCUCCAUAAGCCGGACAAAAGCUUCCUGGGCUUUGGGAAGGAGGCAGCAGGCUUUAAUGCUUUAAUACUCUAAUUUACCUUGAACAUUUAGGGGACUAGUGUAGUCUCCCUAGUCCACUGACCUCACUCCAUUGCAUGCUCACAAGGUCUUUCAGCUUCCGAGCACAAUUCAAAGUGUUGGUGUUGACCUUUAAAGCCCUAAACAGCCUCGGUCCUGUAUACCUGAAGGAGCGUCUCCACCCCCAUCGUUCUACCCGGACACUGAGGUCCUGCACCGAGGGCCUUCUGGCGGUUCCCUCGUUGCGAGAAGUGAGGUUACAGGGAGCCAGGCAGAGGGCCUUCUCGGUGGUGGCGCCCUCCCUGUGGAACGCCCUCCCACCAGAUGUCAAAGAGAAGAACAACUACCAGACUUUUAGAAGACAUCUGAAGGCAGCCCUGUUUAGGGAAGCUUUUAAUGUUUGAUGUAUUGCGGUAUUUUAAUAUUUUGUUGGAAGCCACCCAGAGUGGCUGGGGAAGCCGAGCCAGAUGGGCAGGGUAUAAAUAAUAAAUUAUUAUUAUUAUUAUUAUUAUUAUUAUUAUUAUUCCUACCCAGAGCCUCAUAAAGGGUAAAGGUAAAGGGGACCCCUGACCAUUAGGUCCAGUCGUGACCGACUCUGGGGUAGUCCUUUGCUAUAGGUUGAAUGCUGUGUCUGGUAGUAUCCUUGUUUAUCCACAUGGCUCUCCGUAGACCCCUGACUAACUUCCUCUCAGCAGUAGCCGUCCCCCUCAGACCGUGUGCUGAAGCAGAGCACACAGCAAAACACACACAAAAGCAAAGCCUCCAAGCAGCUCAGGCAAGCGAGCAGCUCUUUUCCAAAAGACACAAGCUCACUUUGUUCUGUCUCUUCCACUAAUCCCUCACAAACAUCCUCAAGCAAAUCAGAAUGAAUGCAGGCUGGAUGCUCACUGCCAUAGAGCCACCCUGAAAACCAAUCAGAAGGAAUGCUCAAUAAAGACAAUAUAAUUUAACCUCCAUGUAAGCUUUGUGUGAGCAAAUUGGGAUCAAAGCUCUGGAGGAGCCCCUACAUCAGCAAAGCUAAAUCAGGGAUUUGUUAUCAUUUACCUCAUUCCUUUGGAAAAAUGCACUAACCUGACUUGUGAGUAAUUUGGGAGGGUAUAACUUCAUUUUCAUUAUGCGCUUUCUUAUUCACAUUAGUUUUCUUUCCCCCUCUCUCUGUGUGUUGUAAUAUGUGUACUUCAACUUCAAUCGAAUAUUGAAAAGAUAUUUAUAAAAGGAUUGUGGAAAAUUACAAAAUUUACACUUUAAAAUAAAUUGCUACUCCACUUUUCUACUUCUCCUAGUCUGAUCUAGAUCCUCUAAAUUCUUCUGCCAUUGUCAAUAUUACAGUAUUACUUCUACGACUAUCAUCACUGAUAAUAAUAAAGCAUAAUAUUAUAUGUUAAUUACUUAAUAAGUGCCUAACAUUUUCUCAGUGCUUAGCUAAUUUUAAGAUAGCUCAUUCUCACAGGCUUAUUUUAUAAUAGGCAUGAUAGCAAUAUCUGUUACUCAGCUGGUAGCACCUCAGAAUCUCAAUCUCAGGGUUGUGGGUCCAAGCCUCACAUUGGGCAAAAAGAUUCCUGUUUUGCAGGGACUAAAUUAUCCUUCCAAUAUUACAAUUCCGUUCCUCUACGAAGACAAAGGAAAUUAGUAUCUCAAUAACUUUUAUCUAUAUUUUCCCCUCCAUUUUGCUUUAGAACUUUCCUCGUUGUUAUUCCACUUGUAUUUUAUUUACCAUUUCAAAAACUCAUGUUCCUCCUUGUGAUUGAUCUGCAAUGACUGUAACCAUAACUGAUGCAGUCCUCAGUUUUGCCUCUAGGAAAGUAAGCCAGGCUACUAAUUACACCUACUUACCACGGCCGGAUCCUUCCCUUAGGUUUGCCAGGCACAGAGAUUUUCCAUGCUACUUUUGUUUUAACUUUUGUCUUUGGAGGGGCCGUAGCUUUGCUUUCUCUGCAUCUCUUGUUCUGCUGACAUGUCUGUCGCAUCUCGCCUGCCUUCUUUCUAUCUAUCCUGUAAAGGUCAUUGUUUGCCAUGUGAUGCUUAAAGUGGUCUUUGUUGUCUGCAGACCAACCAUUUGAAUCCUGUUUUUAAAGGUGACUCGGAUGAUGCUGCUCCUUGCAGUUCAAGUGUCCUUUCCUCAACCCCACCUUCUGUGUCUCCUGCUCUGAAGGAAUCUUCUCCCACCCCACCCUCCUCCCCAUCGGUCACAGGCACCUUUGCUUCCUCCAGGUAAAGCACGUUCUCCCUUUUCUCUCUCUUCUAUUAUGAAAUACAGAAGAAGAAGUAACACCCCUUUAUAUAAGGACCUUGAGUUGCCAGUUUAUCCUCAUGAUUUGCUCAUAUUCUCUUUCAUCUCAGCCGAUUCAACACCUUUCUGAAAAUUAAAUCCCCCCCCAAAGCAAUAUUUAGUUGUUUACUUCAGCAGGUCUUCCUGAUAGAGUCUCCCUUGCACCUGUUUUUGACACUAGGUUACGCUAGCAGCCUUCAGACAUUAACUCAAGUUUUCCCUGAGGUGAAAAACGAUAUAAUCACUUUACUAUGAAACACAAUAACAUAAAUAAAGCAAAUGACAAAAAAACAUCAAAACGAUUAAUACAAUUCAAUAUCAAAUUAAUAAUUCAAAAUAGUAAUUGGAAUAUUUUAAAUAGUAAUUCGAAAUAUCAGAAAAAAAUUAGUUUUAUGAGGUUGGGAGAAAAACUUUUCUAUGUGCGUUGCAUAAUGAAAGUGGAUAAUUUUAUAAAUUUCUACCAUGUCAUAAAAUCAUAGAAUUGUAGAGUUGGAAGGAAUCUCGGGGGUUCACACCUUGCAAUGUAGGAAUCUCAGUGUCGGAAUGCUGACUCACCUUUUCUCUAAACUAAAAAGUCCCAAAUGUGGCAACUUUUCUUCAUAAAGGAGUUGCUCCAUCCCUUGGAUAAUUUUGAGAGCAUUCCACAAACAGAGCCACUGCAGAAAAGGCCUGCUCUUGUUGCCACACUUCCGGACACACGAAAAAGGCCUCAGAUGAUGACUGCAGGGUGCAGGUUGGUUCAUAUGGAGAGAGGCGGUCCUUGAGGAAUUGCAGUCCUGAGCCUUUUAAGGCUUUGCAGUAUAGGAAUGUUCAGGGAGGCAGGAGAGGAUAUAUUGUUUAUUAAUAUCCUCCCUAACUUGCGCUAGCAAGUUCCUUCACUUAGCAGAGUUUCACAUUCCCCCUUUAAACACACAGUGGGUAGCUAGUUGCAGGCUUGUGUAAGCCUCUCACUUUUAUACAAUUCAGUCUGUCUUAGACUGAAUUGUACAUUCGUGGUAAGUUCCCUUAAAUCCCUCUUAAAAGAAAAAAGACACCACAAUCUUAUACAAAGUGAAUAAAAGAAGUUUACUUACAUCAGGCAGAGCACAGUGUGAUCCCUGAAGGCAGACUUAGUUACGAAGUAUAUACAUGUGGAUGUAUCCCAUAUGGGGAUAAUCCCUGUGUGUUGGCUGGAAGUGAAAAACUGCUCCAACGAUGGAGGAAGUCAAAAAGAGAGAGAGUGCUGCAUGCCUUGUCCCUUUUGUUACCUGGACAGGUAAGGUCACGCCCACCUGUAGUCACAUGCAAAGGAAGUAUGUCCCAGCCAGGAGCAAACAGGAAGUUUUUGACUGGCUGGACCAAACACUUCCCUGCAUGUCCACUCUAGGAAAACAAGGAAUGUUGUACUUCACUGCUACUUACAUAUCACAUCCCACAUGCAGGUCAAAACCAGCCUGCGUUUUGGGACUUUCCUUAGGGGUGUGGUUCAUUAGGGCUGCUGCGAUGAUCUCCUGCACUACAAAAUUUUCCACUACGCUAUGUAAUACUCUACAAAGAAAUGGGUUCAGAGCUUCUCUCUUCCUUUGCCUAUGCAGCGCUUUUAAUAUCCCCAUCAUUUCUGGGCUUUAUGAAGAAUUAAGCAGAACAUGACCACAUCUAAUUUUGCUCUUAAGUCAGCAAUGUUAUAUAGCAUUUAGUUGGAAUCUGUUUUUAAACAAAGUUGAAAUUACAUAAAUAGAUCUGACCUGUUAAGUUCUAAUUAAGAUGGUCUACAUAUUAGAUAGGAAGUUGUCCAACUGAACAAUAUGCUGUAUGUUGCUUCUUACACUGUUUUUGAAGACAGGUGUGUACCUGCAAGUCACACUCGGUUCUGAAGAGGCCUCAAACUCUGGUUCCUAGGUGCCUCAGUGCAAAGACACACCUGGCACAAGAUUCUUGAGGAGGCUCUAAUAUUGAGUUGUCAUUUGGGUCUCAAGUUACAUUCUCUAUUUUCAAAUAUAUGUGCCUGAGUUCUUUAUAGUUAUGUGAGAAGUCUUUUGACUGCAGCCGUGCAGCGAAGACACUUGAAAGGUAGAUCACAGUGUCAAAUACUAAGCACCGUUCCAAUAAUGCUUUUCAAUUUGGUAUCAUCCGUGUUUCUCACCUGGGCUCUCUGGGACUGUCACAGCUUACAAAUGAUAGUAUUUUCCUAACGUAUUUCAGCUGUGGCCUUGGUAUGGAACUGAUGGGCCUUCAGGUGGAUUACUGGAUUGCAACUCAUCCUACGGAGAAGAAGAGAGACUCAGAAAAAAAGGACCCCUCUGCUGCCAAAAACACUCUGAAAUGCACUUUUCGGUCUCUCCAGGUCAGCCGGCUGCCUACGAGUGGGGAUGCCAUUUCUACUCCAACAAUGUCAAUGACAGUUGUCACAAAGGAAAAGAACAAAAAAGGUGCAGAAAAGGGACGCUUCUUGGCUAUUGUAACCUAUGUUCUAUUGCUUAACACUAGCAUUUUUCAGUAGUAAAAUAUUCCUGGAGGUCGAAAUCACUGACUUUGUUAGUGUGUGAGAUGCAUUUAAUUCCACUAGUUUCCAAUUAAUUUUAGCAUACCUUUCUGUCUUGCUGGCUGCUCUAAAUCUAGCUCAAGCUAGGACCAGUUUACUUCACAUGUGGAAACUGAUCAUAGUGUAAACUUUAUUUUCUCAUGUUGGAGUGGCUUGUUAGCAUUUGUGUCUACCGUCCAAUGAGCAUAGAAAUUCACCUCGAGCUUUCCCCCUGUGGUUAGAGUGGAAAUAGAACUACACUGAAUUUGUACUGUCAUUCCCUCCUUUAAAAAUAGUAUAAACAAGACAUUACAGGUGCUUGGGCACCGUAUUUUUCGCUCUAUAGGAUGCACUUUUUCCCUUCCAAAAAUUAAGGGGAAAUGUGUGUUCAUCCUAUGGAGCGAAUACAGGCUCCUUGGCUUCAGCAAUAGCAACGCGAAGCCUCCGAAGGGCAGAGGGAGCGCUCCCUCCGCACUCUGGAGGCUUCGCAUUGCUUUCGCUGAAGCCUGGAGAGCGAAAGGGAUCGGUGCAGACUCUCCUGGCUUCAGCGAAAGGAACCCGAAGCCUUCAGAGCGCAGCGCAAGUUACUGCUGCGCUCUGAAGGCUUCAGGCGGCUUCGGAGCGCAGCGGGAACUUGCGCUGCGCUCCGAAGGCUUCAGGUUCCUUUCGCUGAAGCCAGGAGAGCAAGACUUUCCUGGCUUCAGCAGAGAGGGAUUGCUGCGCAGUGCCCCUUCAGCGAAGCGGGAGGAGAAAUGGAAGGGACUUGUUCUCCCCCUCUAAAAACAAGGUGCGUCCUAUGGUCAGGUGCGUCCUAUAGAGUGAAAAAUACGGUAAUUGUGGCCAACUGGCACACCAGCCUUACCUGGAGGAAGGAGCUUUGUGCCACACUUCAGUGUUGUAGACAUCAUGCUUUAGGAGCUUGAUCCUUUAGGACGGGAGUGGAAAACCCUUUCAAAUCCAGGGACCAAAUUUUUUUUCUGGCCACACCCUGUGGUCCGAAUUUGACAGGUGGGGGGGGGGAAUAGAAGUUGAAUGUGAAAGGAGAACAGGAGAAGAUAUAGGAGAUGGGUAAACAUACUUUGAGAGGCACAGGGGUAGGUGGGAAGGAAAAAUAUAAAAGAAAAACCCUCUGCUUAGAGCAGGCAUAGGCAAACUCAGCCCUCCAGAUGUUUUGGGACUACAAUUCCCAUCCUCCCUGACUCCUGGUCCUGUUAGCUAGGGAUCAUGGGAGUUGUAGUCCCAAAAUAUCUGGAGGGCCGAGUUUGCCUAUGCCUGGCUUACUUCUGGAUCAGUGGAUUUUGUCUCAAAUGUGGGCUGGGGAGGUCACAAUAUCUCCAAAGCCAGAGUAGAUAUCAAUAGAAAUUGUCAAUAAUUAUGCCAAACUCUGCCACCAUUUUGUGACUGGCUUUGCCCCUGUAGCACUGUUAUGUGACUGGUGGACUUCAGCAAUUUCCAGCCAUCUCAAAUGGGCUCUGCAGGUAGAACAUUUGAGAUCCCCUAGCAGAAAACAGAUAUGUACAGGCACCUCUCCACUUGGCGUGCAACGAGCAUGCACACGACUGCUGAUGCGUGUGUCAUUUUUGAUGCCAAAAGGGGGCAGGGCGGACUGGACUUGGGCGUGUCCUGCUGGUGCACACGGCGGCCAGGAAUGGAGUCCCUGUAUAAGCGGGGAUUCCUUUGUACUGUAAAAUUCCCAGCCUUCUAGAUCUUAAGAUGUUCACUCAGGAGAGAGUACAUCGAAAGAUGGUGCUGCUGUGUUUACAUAUCUGCUUCAUUUCCUCUAGUGAUGUUUCUGCCUAAGAAAGUGAAAGACAAAGACUUUGAUUCUAAGAGUCAGUGCAUAGAGGGGAUCAGCCGGCUGAUUUGCACAGCGAAGCAUCAGCAGACUAUGUUGCAGGGUAAGUGCUCCUUAUCCAGUGCUACGACUGCCAGUCUGCUUUUGGACAUCCGCCUUAGUUCAUUCUUUAUCUCUUGUGUUUACGGGUUUAGUUCCUUUGCAGAGCAAGCUAGAAUGAAGUUCAGCAUUAGGCCCAGGUUCUCCGACCAAAUCCAGAACACCCGCAUUUGAAGAGAAGGGAUCAUCACUUGCUUCUUUCCUCCUUGUGCCUGUGAUUGUUUUCACACAGUCUGUAUUAGUGUUUCCAAACCUUUCUACGGCCGUGGCGCCGGGUGGUGCUGUGGUCUAAACCACUGAGCCUCUUGGGCUUGCCAAUCAGAAAGUUGGCGGUUCGAAUCCCUGCAACGGAGUAAGCUCCAGUUGCUCUCUCCCAGCUCCUGCCAACCUAGCAGUUCGAAAGCAUGCCAGUGCAAGUAGAUAAAGAGGUACCGCUGUGGCGGAAAGGUAAACGGCGUUUCUGUGCAUUCUGGCACUCCUCAUGGUGUCCCGUUGUGCCAGAAGCCGUUUAGUCAUGCUGGCCACAUGACCUGGAAAGCUGUCUGUGGACAAACACUGGCUCCCUUGGCCUGAAACGAGGUGAACGCCGCAACCCCAUAGUCACCUUUAACCACUUGUAGCUGUCCAGGGGUCCUUUACCUUUACCAUUUACGACCGUUGUCCCCUUCCGACCUUGUUUCCUUCUGGUGCCCCCCAUGGGUGCAGCCAAAGGAGGGCAGGGGGGCAGCUGCCCCCUAGAUAAGAAAAAUCAAUACAGAUCAAUGCAAAUCUGAUGUUCUGCCCCCCUAACAAAAGCCUGCCCCCCCAAAAAAUCCUGGCUACGCCCAUGCCCCCCACCCAUCCUACUGGUAGAAAGGUAGCGAUUUAAAUGUUUUGUUUGUAAAUAGAACAUGUUUUAUUUAUAAUUUUUAUAUAUAAAAUACAAAUAUAUAAAAUGAUAGGAACAUAAUGAAAUAUUGUUGAAGCAGAAAAAGGUAGAAUCAUGGAGUUGGAAGAGAAUUCUGGGGAACAGCCUGAUAUUGAGCCAGCCCUGACUCCACCCCAGAGACAGUCUUGUCAGCACUGGCACAGACAAAACCCACAGAGCCAGCCUCUGUGGAGUGCCAGCAGCUUGCUCGCCCAGUCCCGAGGCGUAAACUGCAUGAAUAGAGGUGCCCACCCUGCUCUUCAAACGGAGAAUAUGGGUGGAGGUCAGAGGCACUAUGUUGGGGAGGAUCCCCCCCCAAAAAAGAGGGUUAGACAAAUUCAUGGAGAAGAAGGUUAUCAGUGGCUACUAGCCAUGAUGCUAGAUUCAGGUAGGUAACCGUGUUGGUCUGACGCAGUCGAAAUAAAUUAAAAAAUUGUCCAGUAGCACCUUAGAGACCAACUAAGUUUGUUCUGGGUAUAAGCUUUCGUGUGCAUGCACACUUCUUCAGAUACACUGAAACAGAAGUCACCAGACCCUUAUAUAUAGUGGGAGGGUGGGGUGGGGUUUUUCUUAGAAGGGUAGUAGGAGGUGGUAGUAGAUGGUACUAGCCAUGAGGCAGUAGAUGGUACUAGCCAUGAUGGUAGUAGAUGGUACUAGCCAUGAUGGUUAUGUUUGGCCUCUGUAUUUGGAAGCUGCAAUGCUUCUGAAUACCUAUUGUUGGAAACCACAAGCGGGAAGGGUGUUCUUGUGCUUAAAUACUGCUUGUGGGUUCCCCAAGGCAUCUCUUUGGCCACGGUGAGAACAGGAUGCUGAUGGGCCACUGCCUUGAUCCAGCAGUCUCUUGUUUUGUUCUUACGUGGUGCUGUGGUGUAAACCACUGAGCCUUGGGCUUGCCGAUCAGAAGGUUGGCGGUUCAAAUCCCCACAAUGGGGUGAGCUCCUGUUGUUCGGUCCCUGCUCCUGCCCACGUAGCAGUUCGAAAGCACGUCAAAGCACAAGUAGAUAAAUAGGUACCGCUCUGGCGGGAAGGUAAACGGCGUUUCCGUGCGCUGCUCUGGUUCGCCAGAAGCGGCUUAGUCAUGCUGGCCACAUAACCCGGAAACACAGUCUGCGGACAAACGUCGGCUCCCUCGGCCAGUAAAGCGAGAUGAGCGCCGCAACCCCAGAGUCGUUCACAACUGGACUUAACUGUCAGGGGUCCUUUACCUUUUUAGGGAAGGGUUUUGCAAUGUAUCUGGAUGAAUUUUGAUGCAUUUAUUUUUAUGGCAAGGGGAAAUUGCUGGGGUGUAAGUUGAAACCAGGUCCCCAAGCACUUCUGUCCUAAUCAUCUUUCUUUGUUUAUCUCCUGCUGCAGUGCUUAUUGACGGAGUGGAGUGGAACGACGUGAAGUUCUUCCAGCUAGCAGCACAGUGGUCUUCCCAUGUCAAGCAUUUUCCCAUCUGCAUAUUUGGGCAUUCCAAAUCCUAA